CGUGGCCCUGGCCUUGGUCCCACUGGGUGCUAGGGCCGGGGCAGCUGGGCCCUCUUGUGCUUAGGAGACGGGGCCCCUGCAGCUAAGGACACCCCGUGGAGCACAAUGAACCAACGGGGCUUAAUGGCAUGAGGAAGAAUUGUCAUUCCAUUUCAUAAUCGCUUGGGUUGCAAUUUCCAUUAGAAACGGGGCUUCCUUCUGAGUAGACAAGCACCGGAUCACACUCUUAACUGCUUUACGGUUGGUGGAUGAGAGAACAUAGACCUCAGAUUCAGGGGCUCUGACUUGUUAAAGACAAGAAAACAGUUUGCGGGUGUCCUGUGAAAUCACAAAAGCAUCACCAGUUGGGUGGCUCCCCCCUCCUGUAUUUGAUUGAGCCUGUGCUUUUUUCAGCGGCCAGCCAGGCAGCAAUUAAACAGGUGAAGCUUUAUCUAUCACUUAACUCUGUGCCAAGCAAACCUCCUAGCGUAUAAUGUUAAAGGGGAAUGAGCAGGUCUACUUUAUUUGAACGAAUGGCAUCCCUACGCAGGACUUUUACUUUCUUACUUUCUCUCUCUCCCCCCCCCCCUUUCAAUAAUGAUGUUAUGGUGUAAAAGGCUCUAGAGAACCACUUAAUGCAAACAUUGCUUUUACCAGACAAGCAACCACAACAGCGAUGCCUCGUGUAAUAAAUAAGUGAACGAACAGGUUCUGUCCACCGCCGUUGCCACUUCAUGGCUGACUGCAUUAGGAAAUGAGAUUUUUAUAACGGCCUGGCUGGAAGCAAACAAAUGACCCAACCCUAGUUAGAUUUACUGCCGCAUCUUCCCUGUCAUGAUUAUUAUAAGCCCUGUUUGGCUGUGGAGAAGCAGGAAGGAGAAUGAGCUUUGGGAGUGGUGGGGUUUUAAUAAGCGGGCUGGGGUGGGCACCCACACCUCACAGUGGGUUGGGAAAUUUAAAUAUAAUGGAACUUUAACAAUGCAGCCCUAUAUAUGUCUAUUCAGAGAUAACCCCCACUGAGCACAAUGGGACCUACCCCCAGGUAAGCAUGCGUUGGAGUGCGGCCUAGGUAAUUUGGCCAUAUUAAAGGGGUCCCAAGCAUGGCCUCCUUUAGUUCUGUGCUCUUCACCCCAGUAACUAGAGCUCUGGUCAGAAGCUAGUUCUGGCCAAGGCCAGGUCUCCUGGCCACAAAGGCCACACUCCAAGUCUCUCCUUUCUCAUGACAAAGGUCACAUUUCUGGAUGCACUAAAUGACUCUGCCCUAGAACACCUGGCUGUUAAAAGAAGGAAGUUUGCAGACUUGAAGCCGCAACCCCAGAGUCGGCCACGACUGGACCUAAUUCUGGCCAAGGGCUUUUCCUCACUCUCCACCCCUGAAGACAGACAUUCCCCCAACAUGAUGAAUGUUUUCUUCUGAGCAUGCGAGGCUCUACUGCUGUCCUUCCUUAUUUCAAAAGGGAAUUUGGCAAUCUGGAUUUAUGUCUUGAUUAUCUCUCGUCACUGCAUAAUUAUGUCUGUUGGCAGGAGUACCAGCAGCCGAUAUCUAGCCUGCCAUGGUUCCUCCCCAGAAGUCCGCUCCUGGGUCUGAUCUUGAGUGGCACCCAGGACCUGGUGCGAGAGGUGAGUGUUGUUGAGCCUGUUGGGAGCAGUGACCAAAGUGCUAUGAAAUGAAACAAACAUGCAAAUGGCCAGUUGCCAAGAAAAUCCAAUACAGUCACAUUUGACUUCAAAAGAAGAAACUUCCCCCCAACAAGUUGAAAGGCAAAGCCAGGAGCUCCUUGUCAGGAAUGGCAAGGUUCCACUCCCUGGUUGCAAAGCUGGUUUGAAGGGAAUCCUCUGGUGUGCCUCCUUCCUGGUUCUGGUGCCCCCCCCCCCGACACGUCCACUUUCAUUUCCCACAAUGCUCCAGAGCCAUGCUAUGUCUGGGAUACUGUGAUGAAUUAAAAUGGCCAGCUGCCAGUUUGUGGCCCAGGGAGAAGGUGGGCCCUAGGGGUGCUGGGGUGUCUGCAGCUGUUCCAGAGUGGCAGGUGCUGAGAGAUAUCCUGCAGCAGGCUGGACCAGCUCCAUACAAACGUGUUGCUGUUGUUCGUACUGUAGUCUUAUAAUGCCACCAGAGUAUAUGGUGCUACACAAGGAAUGAGAUUCUAGGUUUCUACCCCAUGGAGCUCAAAUUCCGCGGAGCUAAAAUUCUACCCAGGUUGCAGGUCAGGACCAUGCCAGACUUUGAGUUUUCAGGGCCCAGACUUGAGACCCAGGGCCGACCCCCCUGGUGACAUCACAGGGGCAGGCCCCAGAGAUGGAAAGUAAUUGGGAGAGGGGAGCAGAGGACAGCAAAUUCCUUCAGAGUGUCUGUACUGUAAUUUGCAGUUGCUGGGCUGAAGCUUGCAAGCUGCAUGCACAGCGCUCUUAAUCAUUUUUACCAUGAUCACUAAAGGCGUUCUCUCCUCCACCUGCCACCUGGAGGGGGCCAGGCAACCUGGAGACAGACCAGGAAAGGCAACCCUAAACUCCAGGGAGAAAACAGGAAGUGGAGGCCGUACUGGGAUGGAAGAGUUUCAGAGCUGUGAUCCCUGGCUUUCUUGGACUUGGUUGCUUGAAUGCCAGUAGCACAUCACAACACUUGGGGUGGAUGCUGGAACCUUAUGGAUGAUGCCCUUUCUCCAUCAACUCUGUGAGAUAGCUGGCUGUUAAGUUCCCUUUCACAGGUGCACACCCACCUCCAGCAGUUAUCGGAUGGAAACAGAACCCACCAGCUGUAACACCCAUAAUAUCAAGAUAUUGUUUCCUGCAGCCAGCGGGAGACGUUAAUGGAGGCAACAUCCUAUCUGCUUCUUGACUCUGCCAUAGCCUGUUGUCUGUUGCUUUAAAAGGCAAGGGCUGCCUUUCUCUCGGUGAAAGGCAGAGCAGAAGGCAAAUAUUCUUUUCCUAAUGCACUUUGUUCUCAGUUGUUCAAAAGAUGCCUCCAUAGCUGCAACAUGGAAUAUGGCAACCUCUUGGUGCCUUAUUGUUCAUGGGCUGGAAUCUGGGCACAUGCACACCACAGGCAAGAUGCAGUCCACCCCCUCACUUAGAAAAUGAACUUCAGCAGCUCCUGCCAACAAGAAAGAGAAGGCGGCAAAACCAGGGGUUUCAGGGUGCCAGAACUGUCUCAGGUAAACAGGAGCAAAUGCAGAGGAGGUGCUGAGAGCGUGGCCUGCCCAAGGUCACACAGUGCACCCACAGUCGAGGCAGCGGGAGACUCCAUCUGCAGCCAUGGAGCUGCGUGGCUGCCGAGAAGCGAAGCAAGCCCAGCCUAGGUCUGGACAGUUCUCCACCACGACAACCUCGCCCCAUUGCUAAGAUUACCUGGGCAGCCAUCCUGAAGGCCGUUUCAAACAAUGGUUCCAGCUAAGCCAUUCAGAGCUCGCUUGGCGAGUUGCUUAGGAUCCAUCCAGCGUAGCCUCAACACGAUGCCGUGAGUUAUGAGAAGCAGCUCUUCCGUCCCAGUGGAGAAAGCUCAAUAAUUCAUGCUGCAUGUCGGUGGCUUUGCCCUUCGAGUCCCAGGGAGGUGAGUAUUGGCUGCUUCUCCAGAUAAGAGCGAGAAACCGGACCUUCCUAGAGAUUAUAUUGCAGCCACUGCUGAUCUUUGAUUAGCCACAGGUACAUUACAGGCUGAGCAUGGAAAUAAGCCAGAGAUCACAAAAGGGAUCGAGCUGAAAAUGUCACUCUUCCCUCGUGACACCCCCCUCCCUCCCAUCGCCCACCACCCCAAAUCACUGGAACCAACGGAGGCCAGUGUGCUUUUUGGAGCUCAGAAGCCAAGGAAGCCCAACUAAGCCACAGCCUUCAUGGUGAAUAAUGCAUAGCUGGUGAGCAAAGUCACAGGAUCUCUUGCCAAGUUGGGUCCAAGGCAGGCGGUGCUUAAAAAUUAAAAGUGCAGAGAACUGGGCUAACAAUAAAACCAAGAAGUUAAUGUUUAAUGUGCUCAAUAACUCACAAGACAUGAUAAUUCUGACUCCCGCUUCUCACCUGGGGAAGUGAAUUUACAAAAGGAAUGUCUGCAAAUCUUUUUUCACUCUUAAACUCAGAUGAUGCCCAAUCCAAUUUGUAUUAUCAUGGACACAGACCAGCCUCUAAGUUACAGGCAAUUACAAAUGCAAUUUGCAAUUUACAGACCAGUAGAAGACUACUAGGAACUAUCAGCACAGCAAAGGACUAGGAUAGGCAUGUGCUUUGUCACACAUUCAGUGGAUUGCUGCAUUGCUAGCGUGCUUGGUAAAGAGAUUUAAUAUUCCAGUUCCUAGUAAUGCUUGCUGAUGCCCUGAAUUUUGCCACUUUAGUAGUGAUUUGUUUACAGCACCUGACAAAAGGACAGCGGUAAAAUUAUCUGAUCUGCCUAGGAAUUUAGUUAAAAUGGGUGUAAUACCUGAAAGCUGUUAAAUGGAAGAUAGAGCAAGCUUGUCUUUUCCUGCUCCAGAGGGCAGGAUGGGGACCAAUGGAUGUUUCAUGUUUUAUUUUGUUGGAAGGCGCCCAGAGUGACUGGGGCAACAUAUAAAUAAAUUGUUGUUAUUGUUAUUGUUAAAAUGGCAAGAAACGUGAUUCCAACUAAACAUCAGGAAGAUCUUACUUGUGGUAAGAGUGGAAUGGCCUCCUCAAAGAGGUUGUAGACUCUCAUUCCUUGCAUUGCAGGGAUUGGACUAGAUCCCAAUCAGGAUCCCUUCCAACUCUAUGAGUCUAACAAAUUUUCUAUGAUUCUACAAUUCUAUGACUCUGCAAAUUUUCAGGUGUAAAUAGUACAGAGGGAGUCCAAUUUUGAUUCAGAAAACUGUCAAACAGCUCUUACUGUCAGAAAGUUCUUCCUGAUGUUUAGUCUGAAUCUCCUUUCAUAGAAUCAUAGAAUCAUAGAGUUGGAAGAGACCACAAGGGCCAUCGAGUCCAACCCCCUGCCAAGCAAGAAACACCGUCAGAGCACUCCUGACAUAUGGUUGUCAAGCCUCUGCUUAAAGACCUCCAAAGAAGGAGACUCCACCACACUCCUUGGCAGCAAAUUCCACUGUCGAACAGCUCUUACUGUCAGGAAGUUCUUCCUAAUGUUUAGGUGGAAUCUUCUUACUUGUAGUUUGGAUCCAUUGCUCCGUGUCUGCUUCUCUGGAGCAGCAGAAAGCAACCUUUCUCCCUCCUCUAUGUGACAUCCUUUUAUAUAUUUGAACAUGGCUAUCAUAUCACCCCUUAACCUCCUCUUCUCCAGGCUAAACAUGCCCAGCUCCCUUAGCCGUUCCUCAUAAGGCAUCGUUUCCAGGCCUUUGACCAUUUUGGUUGCCCUCCUCUGGACACGUUCCAGUUUGUCAAUGUCCUUCUUGAACUGUGGUGCCCAGAACUGGACACAGUACUCCGGGUGAGGUCUGACCAGAGCAGAAUACAGUGGCACUAAUACUUCCCUUGAUCUGGAUGCUAUACUCCUAUUGAUGCAGCCCAGAAUUGCAUUGGCUUUUUUAGCUGCUGCGUCACACUGUUGUCCCAUGUCAAGUUUGUGGUCAACCAAGACUCCUAGAUCCUUUUCACAUGUACUGCUCUCAAGCCAGGUGUCACCCAUCUUGUAUUUGUGCCUCUCAUUUUUAUUUUUUUAAAAAAUGAUAUUUAUUGAGAAUUUUGAAGUUACAAAGAAAAAAGAAAGAAAAGACAAGAGAAGGAGAAAAAGAGAGAAAGAAGUAGAUAAACAUAACAAUUAAACAAUACAAAUCAAUAAAAACCAAAGUAAAAAAAAAACAACAACACGCAAAAUGCAUCUAAAUCAAAAAACAAGAAUAAACAAAAAAUUAAAAAACAAGUCUAAUAUUCCCAAAUCCUUAACUUUCAUUAACUUAUUUCAACGACCUCCUCACACCUCCCUUUUUUUGUAUUCUAGUUGUUAAUUAUCUCAGCAAUUCCUUUCCAUCUUUCACAAUAUUCUGUCAUUAAAUUACCUUAAUCUAUUUUAACCUUAUCUUACCCUAAAAAGCCCUAAAACUUAAAACUUAAAUCUUAUAUAUACCAAAUUCUUUUAACCAUAACAUAUUCUUACAUAAUUCUUUUUGACAUUUCUGCUAAAGCCAAAUAAUUUCAUUCCAACAUUUUUCUAAUACUCAUUAAUUUUACGAUACUUUUCUAAAUAAAUUUUUAAAACUUUCUUCCAAUCUUCAUCCAUUGUCUCUUCUUCCUGGUCUCGGGUUUUGUCAGUCCUUUCUCGUCCAUCUAAUCCAUCAACCUGGUGCCCUCAAGUCUUUUCCAUGUCCCUUCUGCAGGUCUUCUUCUUGUUUAUACCUGCCCUUUACUUUGUCUUUUGUUGAUCUUUUUCUUAUUUUCUUUCCUUUCUCAUUGGGGGGUAGGUCUCGGGAGGACUCCAAUCCAAAAGUAUCUCCAUCUCUCCUCAGCAGAUCAGCCCAUUCCCCACAGUCCCAUUCCCCACAGUCAACACUGUAAUCCAGAAAGUAUUUAAAAGCAUGUUUCAAAGUCUUUCCAAAAUUAAGAGCCCCUCACAACUCCAGACCCCCCCCCCCGGUCCACUCCAGAUUCAAACUUCAAGAACAGCGGCUUAUACUCCUGCAAGGCCUCGGAUCUCUCCAUUUGUGUUAUUUGAGGUUCAACAGCAACCUCCUCCAUUUUCUUCUGCACUUGCGCUUGCCCUAUCAAAACAGAUUCCUGGGCUGGUUCCUGAAUGGUUUCUAUAUGGGCAUUCGCCGUUUGUCCAAAGUUUUUAACUGCAACAGUCAUCAAAUCCAUCUUCUCAUGCAUCUGCUCCAGCAAAGCACUUGUCUUGCAAAAAGCAAGCACCAAGACUUCUUGUAAACACAUUUUUUUUUCCAAGGUUAGAGUCUGGUCUCACGAUUCUAAUCAUACAGCUGUGAGGUCCCCAGAUCAGCUCCAGCAACAAAUUAACAAGCUCCCUCUAGAGGAGACAAUUUCUAUUUGUAUCCAUCUUUUAAAAGCAGGACCAACAAAGAAAAAUUACUUUCACUUUUCAAAUACUUUGUUUCUUUUGAUUGCAAGAAGCAACAUUGGAGUCAAUUUAUUUCUCUUUUUUUUUUUUACUAUCUGUCAAAAGACGUUCCAUUCACAGUCGAUGAACUUCCCCAUAAAUUUCUGUCUCUGACACCCCAUUCCCAGGUUUGAGAAGGUGGAAAAUUUAUCUUUCUUUACUCUCUCUCCUGCAGGCUUAAACAGUCAAAAAUCCCCCUCUUUUCUCCUGCUUCCAAGAGGGGUUUUGGUGGUGAUGAAUGAAGGAAAUUUAGAACUUUAUAUACGACUUUCCAGACUGUAGCUUACAAAGUUUUUGCUUCAAUCUAUUUACAAAAAACGGGAGGGGGACUUCCUGUUUAGAACCUUCCCGUUUCGGUGCCAAAUUAAAAUAUUUCUUAAUCCAAUUUUCCGUUCUACUCACGGGUACUUGUUUAGAGUCCAAUUGUCCACAGGAAAAAGUCAGCGCUCCCCGGCAACGGCUGUGCGGCUUCACUCCGUAAAAGUAGCGGUUGAUUCAAAACACCGCGCCACUCACCCACGUCGCUUCGGAUCCCCGAAAAAGGGUUUCCCUGCGAGUAGGGGAGGCGCUCCUGGUGUCAGCCGAAUCCCACGUUCCCAGGCUUCCUCCACCUGGGAUUUUUAAAGGGUCUCCGCCUUCGCCGCGGCGGCAAGACCCGAUUUUCACGGAGCGGGUUCCUCUCGGUCAGAGGAACUCCGCCAUUGCCGAUGGCGCUGUCCCGGAAGUCUUGUGCCUCUCUCUCUUCCCCCCCCCCCCCAAGUGCAAUACUUUACAUUUCUCCCUGUUAAAAUUCAUCUUGUUUGUUUUGGCCCAGUUCUCUAAUCUGUCAAGGUCGUUUUGAAGUGUAAUCCUGUCCUCUGGGGUGUUAGCCACCCCUCCCAGUUUGGUGUCAUCUGCAAAUUUGAUCAGGAUGCCCUUGAGUCCAUCAUCCAAGUCGUUGAUAAAGAUGUUGAAUAAGACCGGGCCCAAGACAGAACCCUGUGGCACCCCACUAGUCACUCUUCUCCAGGAUGAAGAGGAACCAUUGAUGAGCACCCUUUGGGUUCGGUCAGUCAGCCAGUUACAAAUCCACUGAGUGGUAGCAUAGUCAAGACCGCAUUUUACCAGCUUCUUUACAAGAAUAUCAUGGGGCACCUUGUCAAAUGCCUUGCUGAAAUCAAGGCAUUUGGCUACAUCCACUGCAUUCCCUUCAUCUACCAGGCUUGUAAUUCUGUCAAAAAACGAGAUCAGGUUAGUCUGACAUGACUUAUUUUUCAGAAAUCCAUGCUGACUAUUGGUGAUCACAGCAUUCCUUUCUAGGUGCUCACAGACUGUUUGCUUAAUGAUCUGCUCCAGAAUCUUCCCUGGUAUUGAUGUCAGACUGACUGGGCGGUAAUUAUUUGGGUCCUCUCUUUUCCCCUUUUUGAAAAUAGAGACAACAUUUGCCCUCCUCCAGUCUGCCGGGACUUCGCCUGUUCUCCAGGAAUUCUCAAAGAUGACUGUCAGUGGUUCUGAGAUCACAUCUGCCAGUUCUUUUAAUACUCUUGGAUGCAGUUCAUCUGGCCCUGGAGACUUGAAUACAUCUAGACUAGCCAAGUAUUCUUGUACUAUCUCCUUAGUUAUUCUGGGCUGUGUUUACUCUGCUGAAUCAUUUGCUCCAAAUUCUUCAGGUCGGGCAUUGUUUUCUUUAUCGGAGAAGACUGAGGCAAAGAAGGCAUUGAGGAGUUCAGCCCUUUCUGUGUCCCCUGUUUGCAUUUCACCUUCUUCUCCUCUGAGUGACCCCACUGUUUCUUUGUUCUUCCUUUUGCUACGAACAUACCCAUAAAAGCCUUUUUGUUGCUUUUAACCUCUCUAGCAAGCCUGAGUUCAUUCUGUGCUUUAGCUUUUCUGACUUUGUGUCUACACGUGCUGGCUAUUUGUUUGAAUUCCUCUUUGGUGGUUUCCCCCUUUUCCAUUUUUGUACACAUCCUUUUUAAUCUUAACUCAGUUAAAAGUUCUUUAGAUAGCCACCCUGGCUUCUUUAGGUACCUUCCAUGUUUCCGUCUCAUUGGUAUUGCCUGAAGUUGUGCUUUUACUAUCUCCCUCUUAACAAACUCCCAGCCAUCAUGAACUCCCUUUCCUUUUAGUAUUACUGUCCAUGGGAUCUCACCCAGCACUUCCCUAAGUUUUACGAAGUUGGCUUUCUUAAAGUCAAGAAAUUGAGUCCUAGUAUGCUUGGCUGCUCCUUUCUGCUGUAUAGUAAACUUCAGAAGAGCAUGAUCACUCGCGCCUAAUGAUCCUUCCACUUCUACCCCACUAACCAGGUCAUCAACAUUGGUUAGGACCAGAUCUAAAAUGGCUGUUCCUCUUGUUGCUUCUCCCACUUUCUGGACAAUGAAGUUGUCUGCAAGGCCAGUGAGGAAUCUGUUUGACCUUAUGCUCUUGGCUGAGUUUGACAUCCAACAAAUAUCCGGGUAAUUGAAGUCCCCAUUACUACUAUCUCCCUUCCUUUUGCAUGCUUGGCCAUCUGUUCCAGGAAGGCAUCAUCUAUGUCCUCCGUUUGGCUUGGGGAUCUAUAGUAAACUCCCACAAUGAGGUCACUGUUAUUCUUCUCUCCCUUAAUUUUGACCCAAAUGCUCUCACUUUGGCUUUGAGGUUCUAAAUCUUGGAUCUCUUCACAGGUAUACACAUCCCUGACAUAUAACGCCACUGCUCCUCCUUUCUUGUCUGGUCUGUUUCUCUGAAAUAGAUUGUAUCCCUCCAUUAUUACAUUCCAAUCGUGGGACUUAUCCCACCAGGUUUCAGUGAUGCCUAUUAUGUCAGAGCCUCGUAAGAGCCUCUGCCCAGAGCCUCAUAGUCUCUUUUGAUCUUCUGGAGGCUAUUGCUUGCAGUGUCAUUGGUUCCCACAUGAACCAAGAGGAAGGGGUAUUUGUCAGUGGGUUUUAUGAUUCCUUGCAGUCGUUCAGUUACAUCUUGGAUCUUAGCCCCGGGGAGACAGCACACUUCCCGAGACAUCUUGUCAGGCCCACAUAUCACUGCUUCUGUUCCCCUCAGUAGGGAAUCCCCUAUCACCACUACACGCCUCCUCUUAGGUCUUGUAACUUGAAGCCAUUGGUUCAAGUCCUAACCUCCAGAGCAGGAGAAAACAAGCUUGCUCCAUCUUCCAUGUGACAGCUCUUGAGAUAUCUGAAGAUGGCUAUCAUAUCUCUUCUCAGUCUCCUCUUUUCUAGGAUAAACAUCAGCAGCUACUUCAACUGAUCCUCUGCAAACCUUCCAGCUUGUCAACAUCUUUCUUAAAUUGUGGUGCCUAGAAUCAUGGGUAUAGCCAAGAUUUUUGUUAGAGGGGCAGGCUUUUGUUUGGGGGCUGCAGAACCUCAGAUUUGUAUUGAUUUGUAUUGAUUUAGGGGGGGCAGCUGCCCCCCUACCCUUCCUUGGCUAUGCCCAUGCCCAGAAUUGGACACAGUAUUCCAGGUGUGGUCUGACCAAGGCAGAAUAGAGGGGUUCUAUUACUUCUCUUCAUCUGGACACUAGACCUCUGUUGAUGCAGCCGAGAAUAGCAUUAGCUUUUUCUGCAUCUGCAUUACACUGUUGACUCAUGUUAAGCUUGUGGUCCACCAAGACCUCCGGAUCUUUUUCAUAUGUACUGCUAGUAAGCCAGGUGUACCACAUCCUAUAUUUGUUUAUCUGGUUCUUCCUGCCUAAAUGCAGAACCUUACAUUUGUCCCUAUUGAAAUUCAUUUUGUUAGCUUGCGCCCAGUUCUCCAAUUUGUUGAGGUCAUUUUGAAUUUGGAAUCUGUCUUCUGUGGCAUUAGCUCCCCCUCCCAGUUUGGUGUCAUCUGCAAAUUGGAUAAACAUCCCCUCAAUUCCUUCAUCCAAGUCGUUUAUAAAGUCGUUGAACAUCAGUGGGCCCAGAACAGAGCCCUGCAUCACCCCAUUUAUUACUUUUUUCCUGCAUGAUGAGGAACCAAUAAUGAGUACUCUUUGGGUUUGGUCAGUCAACCUGCUACAAAUUCACCUGUUACCUCAUUCAACCCACAUUUUACCAGCUUCCUCACAAGAAUAUCAUGGGGAACUUUGUCAAAAGCCUUGCUGAAAUCAAGAUAUACUACAUCCACAGCAUUCCCCAGAUCCACCAAGCUUGUGAUUCCAUCAAAGAAAGAAAUUAGAUUUGCCUGGCAUGAUUUGCUUUUGAGAAACUUGUGUUGGGUCAUAGUAAUCACAGCAUCCUUUCUAAGUACUCACAGAGCAACUGUUGCAUUAUCUGUUCUAGGAUCAUUCCUACAGGCAAUCCUCACCUAAGUCCACUCCACCCCAUUCCACCCCACCCUGCCUUGUUCCGCCCCUUUUUGUGACAUUUUUAUGACAGUUUGGCACUACUUCUGGGUUUGGCACUGUGUACACAUAUGUAAUUGUGCGUCAUUCGGACGUGCCUAAAUUGGUUGUUGCCUGUAUUGAUAUCAAACUCACCAGUUGGUAGUUACCUGGGUCUUCUUUUCCCCCUCUCUCCCCUCAGGUUGCUGCCUGCUGCCUGCUUCUAGACCAAUUCUCACAGCCCCCCUGGCUCCGGCUUUGGUCCGCCUAACCACUGACCAGUUGACCCACCCAUUUGCCCUCUGACACAGAGCAACUUCCUUUCUUAAUAUUAAUAAUAAUAAUUUAUUAUUUAUACCCCACCCAUUAUUUAUACCCACACUUAGGGGCCAUGAUGGCCCUUGCCUGGCUACUUCAACAGCGGGAUCCUCCAUUAGAUUGUAACCCUUGCUGGGUCCAGGAAUGAGAAGGGGCUCAGGCACACACCCUCCCCCCCCCCCAAGCAUCACAACAAUAUGUUCAAUCCAGCUCGGGGUGAUUCCUCAGAAGUAAGUUGCAGUGUGGUUCAUCUGACUGCAUAGUCUUAAAUUCCUCAUCAUGCACCUGCAAUUCUAUGCAUGUCUACAUAGUGUGCAAUUAGUGAUGGGGAAGAAAUUAAACUCAGUUCACAUUUCAAGAUGGACUUACUUAAUUUGCACUGUCCACCCACCCUGCAAACUCUGCACAUCUCCAGGCAAGUAAAGUGUACCAGAAUGUACAUAGAAUCUUAGAGUUGGAAGAGACCCCAAGGGUCAUCUAGUCCAACCCCCUGCAGUGCAGGAAUCUCAGCUAAAGCAUCCAUGACAGAUGGCCAUCCAACCUCUGUUUAAAAACCUCCAAGGAAGGAGAGCCCACAAACUCUCAUGGGAGUCUGUUCCACUACCAAACAGCUCUUACGGUCAGAAGGUUUUCCCUGAUGCUUAGUUGGAAUCUCCUUUCUUGCAACUUGAAGCCAUUGGUUCAAGUCCUACCCUCCAGAGCAGGAGAAAACAAGCAUGCUCCCUCCCCCAUGAGACAGCCCUUGAGAUAUUUGAAGAUGGCUAUCAAAUCUCCUCUCGGUCUCUUCUUUUCCAGGCUAAACAUACCCAGCUCCUUCAAGCACUCCUCAUAAGCAGGGGCGGAGGAAGAGGGGGCGAUGGGGGCGAGCCGCCCCAGGUGUCACCACUGAGGGGGGUGACAAAAUGCCGGGUGGCACUCGCCGUGGGGCUUGCACCCGUGCCUGAGCUAUGCGUCUCUCCUGAGCGAGAUGUGGUGGCUUGGGUGCAUCCCUGCCCAAAUGGUCCACCCGCUGCCUCCCCCCGCCCCAGCUGUAGGGCGGCUGAAUGGGAGGAGGCAGGCAGACUCCUCGGAGGCCCCAUGGAGCCCCAGCUGGCCCCGCCCCCGUGGGCAGCUGGUUCCGCCUUCAGGCACAGGGCACGCACACCGCCCCAGGCACCCGAUCGGCUUGCUCCACUGCUACUCAUAAGGCUUGGUUGAUCCCUUGAUCCUCUUGCUUGCCCUCCUCUGCACACCAUCCAGCUUGUCAACAUCCUUCUUACAUUGUGGUGCCCAGAACUGGACACAGUGUUCCAGGUGUGGUCUGGAAUAGAGUGGGACCAUGACUUCCCUUGAUCUGGACACUAGACUUCUGUUGCUGCAGCCUAGAAUAGCAUUAGCUUUUUUUGCUGCUUCCUCACAUGGUUGACUCAUGUUCAGCUUGUGGUCCACUAAGACCCCAAUAUUCUUUUCACAUGUACUGCUAGUAAGCCAGUGUAAAGGGCAUACAUGGUGUAAAUGCAUAUAUAAGUGAAGAUAACAUACAAAAAUUAUAGGAGGAGGAACUGUUUUGCAAAGAUGUGUAUAGUAGGCAAAAUUGCAGGAGAAAACUGCACUAAAGUGCUAGUGAAUUUCAUGAGGAAUAUUUUUUAAAACAUUUGCAAACCAAUGUAUAGAACUAAACAGAUGACUACAAAAAUGAGAAGCUGAGGAGGGUUUCCCUCAAAAGAUAACCUCUACCUGCAAACAACCCCCCUAAAAUCAUACAACAGCAACACCUCAACAAUGACCCCAAAUUGUUUUUUAAAAGAGAAAUUUAAAAAAUAAGUGGAAGAGGCAGGGUGCCUUGUUGGGCUCCAAGGGGGAUGAUUUCUCAGAGAUUUGCAAUGCCCAUGGGCACAUGUUGGGAACCCCUGUUUUUUAUGUAUUUGAUUUUUAUUUUCUUGGAGGCCCCCCAAAAGACAUUAUGAAAACCUGUAUUCCCACACAUAAACAACUAACAGCAGUAUACAUCUGUAAAACACAUUCUUAUUAAGUGAUCCACAAGUUAAUGUAAACCUUUGGGACUGGUCUUUGGUUUUCUGGAGAAUUUCUGAACAAAAUAAAUCUCCCCCUUUCUCCCGCCAAGUGUCCUUUUGUGCUUUGUUCCUCUAGCUGGUCUUAACUUGUGGAUCAAUCUUCCCAUAAGGGCAAGAGGCUAUCCUCUUUUGUACCAGGGAUUCAGGGUUGCACCUUUUAAGUCAUUCCGGAAUGCAGCUAUAACCAUUUAUGCUGCCACUAAGAGAAAUCCCAGUUAGUGGUUUAUCCACCUAGUCCUGAUUCUCAUUUAAAUACAGAUUCAGUAAUGCAAGGGCUGCAGACUUUGCGACAUGCUGUUGAGUAAUUUUACUUAAUUCAUUACUAUCUAGAUGGCUUCCCCUUUCCUCAAUUUAAUCCCCACAACAACCCUAUGAGGUAGGUCAGGCUUAGAAGCAGUGACUGGCCCCCAAGGCUACCCAGGGAGCUUCAUGGCCAAGUGAGGAUUUGAACCCUGGUCCCUGCCAGGUUUUAGUCUGACACUCUAGUCUAACCGCUACACAGCACUAGCUCUAUUUCAUUAAACCCUGAGUAAAAUACUUGUUGACACUUUAAACACUUGCUCAUUAAACACUUGUUCCCCCCAAUCUGCCACCUUCGGACAUGCCCACCACAAGUGCCUAUAGCUGCCUCUCCCCCAGCCCCUCGCCAGGACACAGAGCCCCCAUUCUAAGGCUUCGCUGGUUGUACUUUUGCUCUUGGGAGGCUGGGGUUCUUAGAAGCCAGAUGCCUAAGGAAAGUGCUUCAGACCCCACGCCUCAUCCUGUUUUCUGCCAUGCUCCCUUUAGGGCGAUGGGCCAAGCGCCAUUCUGGAACCUGCAGCAUUUUUCUGGCAAAUGCUCUAAUUAUUCCUAUUGCGUUUUACAGCCUGUGUUCAGCUCCAUGCCAUCCUACCUCCAUGCAGAGAGAUCUCCGACCCGUUAUUCUUUCCAGGAGUUCGGAUUCCUGCCUUGCUCUGACAUGAUGAAUGACUUUUGAGCAAUCUGAUACGUGCCGUGCCCCUCCGUCUUGCACACCCAUUCCAUUGCCAGUUGUCUUAAAUGACCAGAUCCGAACGGCAUUGUUGCAGUCAGACAAAAUGGAAAGAGGAAUUCCUUACCACAUGCCUGGAUGUCUCUUGUUCGAAUUUAAUUGAAUUCUUGCUUGUGCUAAAACAGCCAUCAAUUAUUCAAGGCCGCAUUCAUUAAUUCUAAAUAUUACAAGCAAUAAGUGGGGUGUUAUUGCACCGUUAAGGAUUCAGGCAGAUAAAUGCACCUGCUUGUUGCAUUUUAAUCCUGCAUACUUGAUCAGCCAUCAAGCCUGGAAAGGAUUUAGCCUGCUGCAGCUCACGAGAGAUGGGAAAUGGAUAUUUAUUUUACAGAGAGCUAGUUACCAAUCUAGUCAACAGUGUGAUGCAGCAGCAAAAAAGAGAGAAAUGAAUGCUGUUCUAGAGUGCAACAACAGAAGAAUAUAAUGUCCAGAUCAAGGGAAAUAAUAGUAUGUCUCCCUUCUGCCUUGGUCAGACCCCACCUAGAACAACACUGUGUUCAGUUCAAGGAGGGCAUUGGCAAUCUGGAAGGUGUGUAGAGGAUGGCAACCAAGAUGAUCCAGGGUUUGGAAACCAAGGUGGAAUUUACACACAUAUAAAAAGCGUUCUGAAAAUGCUUUUUUAAAACCGUUUUUUAAAAAUACAUUGAAUUUUCCAUAAGGCUCACCAUCACCAUCCAGUGUCACACUUAAAACAUUUUAUUUGCAGCUGUAUAGCUGAGUUCCAAGCCUUAAGAGGAACAGCUGAGGGAGCUGAGGAUGUUUAGCCUGGAGUCUGGAGAAGAGGAGACUGAGAGGAGAUACGAUGGCCAUCUUCAAAUAUCUCAAAGGCUGUUACACAGAAGAUGGAGCAAACUUGUUUUCUCCUGCUCUGGAGGGUGGGACUCAAACCAGUGGCUUCAAGUUACAAGAAAGGAGAUUCCGACUAAACAUCAGAAAAAACUUUCUGCCAGUAAGAUUGGUUUGACAGUGGAACUGUUUCCUUCAGCAGGUUGUGGGCUCUCCUUCCUUGGAGUUUUUUAAGAAGAAGUUGGAUGGCCGUCUGUCAUGAAUGCUUUAGUUGAGAUUCCUGCAUUGCAGGGGGUUGCACUCAGUGCUUUUUUUCUUAAAAAAAAUGUUGAGGGGUACUCUCAUUUUGACUCAAGAAGAUCACCAUUUUAUUGUUCAAAUCGGAAAAAAUAAAUACAGUAAAUGGAGAAAAGUAAAAAGAUUCACAAAAUAUUUAGGGGGUCUGUGUACCCCCAGGAAAAAAGCACUAGCUGCACUAAAUGGACCUCAGGGUCCCUUCCACCUCUACAAUUCUAUGAUUCUAUUAUCACUAGCAUUGCUUAAAAGAGUAAAUAAAACACACAGAGGUCCCAUUGGUAAGAGGGGAAAUCUUCUUUACUUACGGUGUUUUCAUCUUUAUGAGGUCGGCUGCCUUGUGCAUUUUUCCUGACUAUCUGUUAGUCUCAGCCCCAUCCUCUGCUGAUGGGGGCCUGCAAGGUAUACACAAGACUGACUUAGUGACACAAGAGAGCAUCCUCAGAAGACAAUACCCACCACAAACACCCCCCUCCGUGCUAGAAUGCUGGCUUUCCUAAAUACUAAUUCAACAAGCACAUUAAAUCUUAUCAAGUCUGCAAGUUAGUAUUGUAAUAAAUGAAAAUCUGCCCUUAUUCCCUUAUGGGGGAAUAAGAGCCCUUAUAGAGUCUUUUGCAGGUUCUCCAUCGGUCGGAGAAAAUAACAGGCCAACCAGAGAAUAUUGAGAAGCAAAGCAGCUGAAAAGCCUGAUCUUUAUUGAACUGUUGCAACAGGAUUCUCCCCUCACACGCAGGAAAGGAGGAGGACCCCAAACAAAGGUGUGCCCGCCCUUAUAUAGACAUUUUUAAUUGCCUGCCCUGGAGUCCAAGACCACCCUCAGAAACAUCAUACCUACAUCACAGAAAGGGUGUAGCUCAAGAGAAAUCUGAGUUCGUUGUUUACCUCCUGUCUGGCAGGUUACCUGUUAAUGCUCACUUGAUUGGAUACCCUGGGUAGCCUGGCCAGUCUUUUGUAAUGAUAAAUACUUAGUUCCUGAGCCAGGUCACAGGCUCACCCUAUUCAUACACAGACAUACCCUUAAGACAGGAUUUGUGAAUGAAAAGACAAUGGAGAGGCUUUUCCAUUUUCCUUGACCUUGCAGAGAAAUCAUUUGGUCAGUUUGGGAGUCAAAAUGGUUUCCAGGCUGUUUUCCUGUGCUGCUUCAGACAUGUGGUUCAUAUAUUUAUGUACGUGUUUGCUUGGUACAUUUAUGAACAUUUAUUAUAUAUAGACCUUAAUUUUUUUAUUUCAGUAUAAACCGUUGGAACUGGUCUUUGAUUUUCUGGAGAAAUUGUAAACGAAUCCAGUUAUCAUCGCUGGUCCUGCUGUAAGGGGGUACGAUUAGCUCUUUACAUUGCCGCCCCCCAAAUAUACUUAGAAGAGACAGCUUAUGUUACAACCUGCGAUUGUGGGAAACCAGAGCCUAGACUUCCCAUUUAGGGUUUUUAAUGUUGCAAUUCUUAACACACUUUGCGGAGAGGGGGAACCUGCCUUCCAAUACUCAUGCAUAGAAAUGAGCCCACAUCUGGAGAGGAUUUCAUCAGAGCCACCCAGGCUGGCCUUUGCUGUGGGAGAGCAUCCUUGGGGGCUGAGGAGAAGCCCCUGUGCAGUGGCGUAGCGUGGGGGGUGCAAGGGGGGCCAGCCACACCGGGCGCAACAUCUGGGGGGGGCACUCGCAGCUCUCUGCCCCCUGCUAAAAUCCAUGGGUUAGGGGGCGCAAAUUACUUGCCUUGCCCCGGGUGCUGACAACCCACGCUACGCCACUGCCCCUGUGGCCUGCGAAUCGCCUUGGAGGGACUCUGGAGAGGAAGAGCAGAAAGAUGUAACAUCACGCAAUCCUGUUCCUUUGGCUUGCGUCUGCUUGCAGCAUCUGUUCCAGAUCAGGACUCUGUCCCUUUCUGCCUCCCUUCUGACAUGCCCCUCCUGAAGAAUGUGGCUCCCCAACAUCAGCUGAGGUCUGAAUGAGCUCAUUGUUGCCCCUGUUAUUCUGGUCAUAAUCUCCAUCUCUCUUUCCUGGAUUGUUUUUUUGGUGGGGGGACAACGACAAAGGUGACAACAGAGAUUAAGCCCUCUGCUGGGCUGCUAUACCUUCACUCUUACUUUUGUGAAUACUUCUCAUCUUUUAGGUUUUUUUUAAAGACUUUAUCAUUUAGAGCUGGGGUGUAACAAAAGCUUUGCAAAAACAGAGGUCUUCUCAGCAAGCAUUUGCUCUUGGGCUGCCUGAACUGCCAAGCCUCUCAGCCUAGGACUGUCCAGGGGAAGGGGCUGUUUUUGGCGCUCAUUGCAAAUGGGAAUGGAAAUCACAGGGGCUUGUGAAACUAAAGCAUGCAUGAGAUCAGAAAAUGUUCUGGGACUUCUUCAGAUCUUAGCAUUCACCAGAGGUGGGGUAGAAAUUUGGUUUGGUUUGCAUUUUAAUGUGGACUGGUCUCAUUCUCAAAACAAUAUGCAAACCAGAGUGCAGCUUGCCUUUAAAAUUUGCACUUCUCCAGAUUUUACAAUGCAGAAAAAUGUGUUCAAACAUGCAUAUUUAUGGGACAGUUUAAUUUUUUCUUUAUUAUUAAAAGCUAAAAUAACAUUUAAACUGUAUUAUAUUUGGGGAAAAUUCUUUUUAAAAUGUGUUAUAUUAGGCAAAAUCACAUGCAAAGGUGUGUUUAUUAGGAGGAAGAGAGUUUUAAUGUUUAAAAGUUCAACAUAUAUAGAUAUUUAAUAUAUAGAUAUUUAAUGUGGAAAUGUGUUGGACUGGAAAUACUGGAAAAUGAAAAAUUUAGAGAAACGUAAAUUGACAGAUCUAACCAUCCCUGCCAUCCACCUUGAAUUACAAUGGAAGCAUUUAUGGCAAACUGAGUAUAUUUUGAUUUUUCAGCUCUCAGAUUACACACACACACACACAAAGCAGCAAAGAGGAAUGAGAUGUAAAUUGCAUACCACUUUUCAAGGGGAAAAAUCAUCCAAAAUAUGUUUACAAAUGAGAUAUCAGAUAAGCAAUAAAAUACGAUUUAAGACUGCAAAGCACUGCCAAAAUCUUAAAGCAAUAUUUCAAAAUGUUUCUAAAAAGCCAAGAGGACCAACACUAAUCCAGCAUAAUGUAAAAUUAUCAAAAUCAGGUAAACAUUGGAAAGUUCUGCAGCUCAGAUCAAACAAGUUGCUAAAGGUGGUGGGAAAAGGUGGAACGUCUUGAAGGCUGCAAGAGAAUGAAGAGAACAACCUAAGGAGAGCCGGCUAUAUCCAGCCAAUGGCCCAUCCUCUUCUCCCAGUGGCCAAAUGGAUGGGCUGGCCUGGUCGGACUCUGACAUCUCACGUAAUCACAUUCCACCGUUGUGGGGCUGCCGCUAAGAAUGCCUUCAUCAUGAGCGCUUCACAGACAUUUCAUAGUGGAUUCAGUAACUUCAUUGAUUGACUGUAAACUAUCAUCAUCAUCAUUAUUAAAGAUUUCCUUAUACUACGUCAGAUCCUGGCUCCACCUAGCUCAAUGUUUUCUCCUUGCAAGGCAGAUGUUGUGCCACAGAGCUACGGCCCCUUCGCCUAAGAGAGUGUGUAUUGUUUUGAAAAUGGCCAAAAACAAUAAAAGGAGCAGAAUUGGUUUUCUCCUGACUCCAAAGCAGACAAAAGAGCAGGAUUGUGCUGGGCACCAUCCACUGUGCAGUCCUUUCCUGCCAAAGUCCGGUAGACGUGGAGGGGGAAGACGGGAUUCUCCUGGAGGGCUCCUAUUCCUCAGAAGGUCUUCUGCAGAUCUUCCUGAAUGACUGAGCCCAUUGUGUUUUAUUUAACUGCAGAACUAUAGGACCCAAUUAAAAAUAAUGAGGCCCGUCUCCACCUGCCAGGCUCAGUUAGUGAUAAUGGAAGCUGAUAGCUCCUGGAAUAUAUUCAUUUUUGUCUGAUAGGUGAACUAGGGCAGGGGUCUUGGCUUGGGUCAGUGGCACAUCCCUAGCAACAAAACAUGGGUCAUUCGCACCCAAGGGGGCCUUUAGGAACCCAGUGAUUAAAUAAGGAAGUAGGAAGUAAAUCAAAUACAAAAACGUGAAGGACACCCCCCCUCUCCGUUUCAGCUGCAUUUUACUGUUUGGCUAUUCAUCAGAUUAUUCCCUCUCUUUAAGGCCAAUGGGAAAAAUCCACUGACUGUGGACAGAUGAGGAGGGGGAUCCAUUUGACAUAACACAUCCAGGGACAAAGAAAACAAGCAAUGUGAUUCUGGUCCACAUUGAGGAGUUGUGGAAAGGUCAGUAUUUCCUGCCCCAUCCCAGAACCACCAUACAAGCCUAAUUGUAUUACGAAAACCUGAACUUGAUCGCGUUUGGGUUUAACUGAAAGAAUUAUUAGAAGCGCUGACAUCUGCAUGGCGAGAUCAAUAUAAAAUCACAGAGCUUUUAGUUAAUGCACCAGGUUUCUUUUAUCAUUCAGCUCCCUCUUGAGGCAUUAAAAAAUACACAUAUAUAUUUACCCGUCAAUGGAGACAGUGUGCUGGGGAUAUGUCCUAAAUGAGAGCCACAUGGGAGGAAGCAAGCCCAGUGGAUGGUGUUUAUUAUUGGCUCAGGCCUUUCAAAACAUACUAUUUUGUGUAUGUGAGAAAGAGAGAGAGGAGGGGGGAUUUGAACUUGGCCAUCUGACAUGACCGGUUCUUGAAUUAACGUUAAGUAUCUGUGCGGCGAGAGCACUCCAAACUUGGAGAAACUGGACAGGACCUGUCAUUUUGAAUGAGUAAUCCAUCCUGAGUGCAGAGGAGAGGCAACACAUUGCUUCCCCCUUCAGUCACGGAGAAGGGCAAUCACUAUCUGUCAGCAGCUCUUUAAACACACACACACACCCCAAGAUGGGAUGCUUAACUUAUUGGCAGCAAUUCAGCCCUGGCACCUCCACUGUCAGCAGUGGGUGACUUUGACACUUGUUAGUAGGUGACCACGUUGCAAGCUGCGCACCACCUCCCGUCUCUCUUGGCCAUGAUAAUUUUUUUUAAAAAAAACACUAACAUCUUUCUCUGUGUCUAAUGAUGUUCCUGAGAGAGGCGAGAACAGCCUUUCUUGCGUUCUCCACCCACCUUGAGCCACUGCAAACAGCAGCCAGCAAAUGCCUUAAAGGGACGCAAUCCAUCGUCCAAUAGUCCAGCACCCAUUCCUUCGGAUGAAAUUGCGCAUCAUAAACAGCUUAUGGUGGGAGUUCGUGGUACAUCCAUUGCAGAGCUAAUAACAAUGUGGAUUCUGUGUAUUUGGGCUUGAAUAGACCAGUGCAUAGCUACCGUAAACCAUGGAGCUUGCUCCCACGGGAGGCAGUGAUGGCCCCCAGCCUGGAUGGCUUUAAAAGAGGAAUAGAGAAAUUCAUGGAGCUACUAGCUAGGAGGCUCUGCUCUGCCUCCAUGUGCUUCUGAAUGCCCAUUGCUGGGCAUUGCAGGAGGGGGCAGGGCUCUUGCGCUUGGGUCCGGCUUGCGGGUUUCCUAAACACAUCUGGUUGGGCAAUGUGAGAACAUGGAUCCUGGACUGGAUGGGCCAUUGGCCUGAUCCAGCAACUCUUCUUAUGUUCUUAGCCGCAGAUUGUAUCCUAUUAGAAUAGUGUAUAUUGGAGCAAUCUAAAUUAGGCUGGCUGAUGAAGUUCUAUUACAUGGGAAGAACGUGAGACAUGCCCAAAGCUGUUUUGAGGGCGCAGCCAUGGGGGGUGGACAUGCCCCCUUCCAGGGGAGCAGCACAAUGGCACCAUCACCUAUUCUCCUCCAGACCUCUUUUGGUGGCAGAACUUUGCAGCUAUCCUGACAUCAUUGGGAGCAAUUUUUUAAGCUUUCCCACAUCACUACAAGAGCACGUAGGUAGCCGGGGAUGUGUGUCUGCCUUUUUGCACCAUUUCCUGUGUUUUGUGUGUGUGUCCCAGGAUAAGUGAAUAUUGGCUACAGCAGCUGUUCUGAUGAUGCAGUUACAACAUUCCUCCCCUCCUCCUCCCCCCGACUGCAUCAGCAUAAAUUAUGGGUAUAGGAUUGCUCUGCAUGUUGCUUUUUUUCUCUAUAGUUGACAACUAGGAUAGCUACUCUCAAGUUAUAUAUAUAGUUUAAAAAUGCACACAAAACUCAGCAGGUAGCUUGUGAAUUUUUUCUCUGAUCUACAGAGUUAUUAGUAUCAAUAAGAAAAGAUUAUGUAGGGAAAGAGGAAGGGGAAAUGUCUGAAAGAUACCAGAAAUCCCCUUUUGUCCUUGUGUUCCCCAUUAGUACACCCCAUAACACCAGCUGGGAGGAGAGCACAUCGUGAUCGAUUCAGCUGGUCACCCGUGUGCUACAGAAGAAGCCAAAAACCGACAAGCAGUUGGCUCAUUCUCUUGCGAUAUUGUCACCCAGGAAACAAAUCUAUGAUGACACAGUUACAUGCAUCUGUGAACCUCCUGGCCUCAUAGGUCACUGGGCAAAUCUCUGCAAACCCAACUGUUGACAGUUCUUCACGGGGUUCCCCACAGGAAACAGAAGGUUAAUUGACCAUUCCCCAAAACCAUGAAGUGCUUUUGAAAAUGUUAGUUUUAAAUCAUGGGACACAGCCCCCUGGACUACAAAAAGGAGCAAGUGCGAGAGGGGCUUGUUUCUACUAAUUACUGAAAUGUUGGAUUUGGGGACUGGGAAGGUGAAAAAACGGUUUAAUUGGAUUUCCGAGUCAUGUCAAAAUUGAGCAGAAGCAACCUAAGAAGCGGUGGCAGGAUUUGGGACAGAGACAUUUGAGGAGGGUGGGUGGAUCCAUCAGGCUAAAGUGUCCCUGGAUAAAAAUAACACCCCUGCCUCGAUUGUUCCAAUUUGAUUAAUGCCUGUCAAGGAGACGUGCGUAGAAAAGUCUCACCCUGGUCCAUGUAGAAUCUGGAAAGGACAAACGGGGAUGAAACAUUGAAGACACAGCUCACAUUGCAAAGGGACCAACUUCAUGUCCUGACAAUACCCCAAAGCAGAUGCCAGCAGCUCAUCUGCUAUCUCAACAAAAUACAUGGGGAGAAACAACAAUGCUGGCAUGUCCUUGUAGGUCUGACAGUAACAGGAAGCACAGAAGACCUAAAACAAUUUGAGAUCUUGUGCUGGAAGAAGCAUCACCAACAGCUGGGGCAACAGGGCAGUCUUCCCCAGGAUGGGGCUUUCCAGAUGUUUUGAACUAACCCCCAUGACAUGACAUGGAGAAAGUUGAGAAAUAAUUUUUUCCCCCUCCCUCUUUCAUAACACUAGCAAAUCACGGACAUCCAAUGAAGCUCAAUGUCAGAACAUUCACAAGUGAUAAAAGAAAGCACUUAUUCACGCAGCAGAUUGGUUGAACUAUGGAACUCGCUGCCACAGGAGGCAGGGAUGGCCUUUAAAAGAGGAUUGGACAAAUUCAUGGAGAAGGCUAACAAUGGCUGCUAGCCACGAUUGUUUUGCUUUGCCUCCACAGCUGGAGACAGUUGGUAUCCAUCUGUCUCGGGAGACACUGGAAGAGUGUGCUUUCAAGGAUGAAGUCCAAAGGUUGGUGAGUUACAGCGCCUGUUGUGGCUGUAGAGACUGAUAGGGGAGAGACAUGUUUUGUUGCAGUUGUGGCAGAGGAAGGCAUCCGGUUGUGUUGCUGCAGAUGCACCAGGGCGUUUUUCCUCUCUGCGCUUUUCCCAGCAGUCAUUCCUCCUCUGAGCAUUGUUGUGGAUGCAUGACCUGACUGUCUCCAGGCACUGCAGUCAUCUGCUAAGGAUUCCUACAAGGCAGAUUUAAGGUUAACAGAGGCAACAAUGCUUCUGAAGACCACUUGCUGGAAACUGCUGGAGGUGAGAGGCCUCUUGUGCUCAAAUCUUGCUUGUGGGCUUCCCACAGGCCUCUGGUUGGUCACUGUGAGAAGAGGAGUCUGGACUAGAGGGGCCCCUGGGGCGGAUCUCGCAGGCUCUUUUCCUGUUCUGGACUUGACACUAACUUUGACAUUCUUUUCUCACCAGGCAGACAUUUUCCUUUUUCUGGGGCAGCACCCAGGUAUUGAUGUUUAUAUAUUCUGACUAUGUUUUUAACUUCAUAAACUUUUGUUGCACUACCCAAAGGCCAUGGCAUCAUCCAAAAACAUCAACAGUCACUACUGUUUAUAUACAAUAAAACCACAGACAAAUCUACUAAAAUUCUGUUACAUAGGUAGUUCUCAUAUAACAUGUACAAAUUAAAUCUCCGAGUCCCCUUUGCAGUUGGCCACUAGCUUAUCUGGUUCUUUCACCCUAAUCUUCCCAGCUGCCAAGGUGCAGAGAGCUACUUUAUAAGCUACAAAGUCACCGGCCUCCCUCUGCAGCCGUUUCACCUUCUCUGCCCUGGUUGUUCUCGACAUACUUGUGCAUUUUGCUUAUUGCUGAUAUUGUAAAGACUGCCUUCUAUUUGAACCAGUCAGGCACUAGGACCACCCUCACGUCUCCUGACCUUGGUUUUCAGGAAGACCUUUUUGUCCGUUACAUCCCUGCAUAUAAUCAGUGGUUGGUCCUAUUGUACAACUCCGAUGCACCAUCUGUAUGCUCUCAAGUGACUAGACUUUUGCUAAAUGCCUUUUCCUGGUGGGAUUAAUGGGCAAUUUCACACUAAAUGAUUUUAACUACAAUUUGUUACACUGACAGAAAGUAUUACAAGCAAAUUUCACCCAUGGGGGGUGGGGAGGCCUGGCCUUGUAAAAUGGAGCACCUAUCGCUCUGGUUUAUGUCUAUUUCAGUUUAAAUAUCAAUCUACAAGAAAUACAAAGAGGAUUUGUAACACAAGUGGAGGGGGGAAUUAAAUGCUCUGGUAAAUUAAAAGAGGCAUUAAGCGUUCUGAGGAAAUAAGUUGCUUGUUUAAAAGCAGUUAUUCACUAUAAUUUAAGUGUGUGUGUGUCUAGACUUUCCUAGUGCUGUUUUUCGCUUCUCUAGCCCAUUUUGGUGCACAUGGUGAUGCGUGGAUCAGCCCUUUGCUCUAUUUCUGUUAAGCAAAUCACUGUGUUUGUUGCAGAGUACUGGAACUUGCUAGCCAGUGUGUCGUAGCAGAAACACAUUCUGAAUGAUGCCCUAGUAGAGACCGGAUGAACACUCCUUAUUGAUAUACCAUGUCUACUUUAAUUUACCUGGAAGAAGGAAGAGGAAGGUUGACUCAGGAUUGCUGCACACAGGUUAUGCAUUUUGUAAAUUCAAGAGGCGGCUUACUCAAUGCUCUGCCUCCACAGUCAGAGGCAGCGAUGCCUCUGAAUGCCAGUUGCUAGAAGCCACAGGAGGGCAGAGUUGCUCUUGUGCCCGGGGCCUGUUUGUGGGCUUCUCAUAAUGGGGGGCCCCUGGCUGGCAAGGGUAAGAACAGGAUGCUGGCCUAGUUGGGCCAAUGGCCUGAUCCAGCAGAUGCUUCCUAUGUCCAUCUGUGGCACCCAUGUUUGUUUAUUUAUUGAACUGCUUUUAGACCCCACCCUUCCUCCAAAUAGAAGUGCAGGACAACUUACAUCACAACACAUGGAGUAACCAUACUAUAAUAUAUAAAGCAAAAAUGAAACACAAUUGCACAUUUAUUAUUUGUACUUUUUUCACAGCAUUUAUAUACCACUUGCAAUUAAUAACAUCUUAAAGCGGUUUACAAACUUUGUGCAAAUGAAUGAGGAGGAUUGCUGAAUAAACAGGUCAUCUGGAAGCAAUCAAAAGGGAAUCUGCAUGUGCUCAGAGGUUUUCUGUUUCUGGUAAGAACUGGCAAAGCUUAUUGUUGCUCUGUGAAAGCCCCAGGGAGACCUGGAAUGGGCGGGGUGGGCAGAAAACAUCAGAACAUUGGAAGAACCCUGCUGGGUCCCACAAACCGUUUCCACAGGGGCUCCCCAAGGCCUGCUGGAAACCUGCAAGCAGGAUCUGAGCGCAAGAUCUGUGGUUUCCAACAACUGGGAUUCAGAAGUAUUGAUGCCUCCAACCGGGGGGCCAACUUGAAUAAAAUAUGGGGGGGGGGCUGCCAGUAAGCCCUGCCCUGCAUAAUCAGUCGCAUGACAUGCCGCGCACACACCAUUUGAACGGCAAUGCCCAUCAACUUGGAAGGAGCAGCCCCUCAAAUAUUUUAUUGGGGACCUUGGCUGCUAGGAGUUGGCUCCUCUGCAAUCAGCACUCUGGCUAGGAGCCAUCCAGAGCUCUCUCCUCCUCCAUGAAUUUGUCCAAUCUUCUUUCAAAACCAUCCAGGUUGGUGGGGCGGGGGGGGGGGGGUUCUGCCCCUCCUAACAGACAUCCUGGCUCUGCCCGGCCUCCCCGCCUCCUCUUGCAGCGGGGAGUUCCACAGUUUAACAGCUCUGCUCCGCGGCAGCCGGACGGGCCUCUCCGGGCUUCCUCCUCGCGGGCCCUUUCCCGCUGCUGGAGGCGCGGGCGCCGCGGCGCCAAAGGGGAGGCCGGCCCGCCCGCCCGCCCUCCGGGCGCUGCCGCCGAGCCGCGUCUCGGGGCGACUGGGAGCUCCUCGCGGCCGAGACCCGGCUCCGCGCGCUGCCUCCGGGCUUGGUUGGGGGGAGAGAGAGAGAGAGAGAGAGAGGGAGAGGGAGAGAGAGAGAGAGAGAGAGAGAGGAGGGAGAGAGGGAGAGGAGGGCGCCGCCGCUGCCCCCCCCCCGCCGGCCGGCCGGCCCGCCCCUUCUGCGCAUGCUCCAGGCUGGACAGCUCCCCGAGAGGGAAAUUUAAAAACGGUUUGGCGAGCGAGGAGGAAGCGAGGAGAGCGCAGCCCGCCGGGCCAAGGGAGCAGCCGGGCGCCCGGGCAGCCGCCGCCGCCAUCGUGGUGCAGGUACCUGCCUCCCCCCGCCCCGCCCGGGGGCGCCUCUUCUGCAGGACCCCCGAAGAGAUCCCGCGGGGGGGAGCCCGGGACCCGGGGGGGCAUAAGGGGGUCUGGGACCAGCUUCGCCUUCCUCCCCGUGAAAACAAAGUGGUAGUGGGAUAAAAGAUGCUGGAGUGAUUAUUGCCCCCCAAACUUGUCAGUUGCUAUGACUUCGUUUAUUUUCACCCACUUCUGCAAUCAGCGGGUUUCUUUCUUUAUUUGUUUUCUUUUGAGCAAUUAUUUCACUUCAAUGGGUUGUACUUUUGAAAAUACGGCUAAGUCCACCUUGAGUCCAGUGGGUUGCAUUUCUGAGUACUGUAAAUGUGUAAGGUCAGGCUGCUCUCUCUCUAGAUACAUAUGAUGAGGACACUCACAGCAGAAAUGCCUGGAAAGUCGGUCCUGUGUAAGUCUUACUGAAUUUGGACUUGCACAUAAGACUGCAAAAUGUUGUUUAUCCCAAAUUUAUCCACUUGACAAUGGCGGAUUUUCCCCUCAUUAUAUACUAGUGUUUGCUCAUUAAGCAUCAACAAAGGUUUUUUUAAAAAAAAAUCCAAGGAAAUCAUCUUCUGAAGCAAAAUAUGUAAGAUUUGGGUGUCAUCAUAUAUAGCAUUUUAAAGAAUCAAGAGGCUAGUUCUUUAUUUGUUGAAAUACUGGGUAGUUCUGUCAUACCUAUGUGGUCCCUCUCCCCUUCUUUCCAUGUAGGAAAUGAUAGAAAGUGAUAUCACCUCCGUCAUGUCUGGCCUCAUUCGAAAUUCAGGGCAAAGCCACCACCCUUCUCCACAAGAAUAUAGGUGAGCAUUUUCUUUCUUUCUUAAUGAAUUUGUAUUUCUCCCUGCUGUCCUGUGAAACGGUGCUCUGAGUGUCAUUUGCCCCCGUGCACACGAAUCAAUUUCACAUUUGCCCUUUGCUUUCCAAUUAGCUCUCCAGCCUGGCAAUUUCUUGCAUCUUAGGAUGUGCUCAGUAACUAAGGGUUAAUAAUUAUUUAUCUCUUCCCUUGGGAACCUGGCAGAGCAUUUUAGUAGGUGCUACUGGGGAUUUCUGUCAAAUGGCUUCUGGAGGUGUAUAAAUGCCAGGUAGAACAUCUGUACACUCCUUGGUGUGCAAACAUGGUUCAGCCCUUCCACUGAAAUGAAUGACGGGUUCUGCGUGCAUAAGAGAUUUGGUGUCUUUGACACGUAGCAAAAUCACAGACACAUUCUGGCCUCCAUCUGUUUUACCGAAGACUCAUGUGUUCAUACAAAUGACAUGAGAAAACUUGGUAUACUUAUUGGUAUAACAUUAUUCUUGUUUAUAAAACCCAUUUUUUAAAAAUUUCUUUUUUCGUGUGUGUGUGUGUGUGUGUGUGUGUGUAUUUCUUUAGUUUAAACCCCAUACUUUAUCCAGCAUGAGCUAUGGCAGUUUGGAAGUUAAUGCCAGCCAUCCGUACGCUUUGAAUAUUGAGCGUCUAAGGAUUGUCUUGCUGAAUCAAGCCAUAGUCCAGGGGAAAGGAAUCUCCCUCCCUGUCUCCCUCAGUCCAGAUGCGCCCUGAGCAGGGAGGCGGGGUCUCCAUCUGGCCCUGCUCCAACAGCACUCAGGCUUGAAAUCAGCCUUGCAUCCACAUGAGUACACCGUACAGUACAGCGUGGCCAGUUGGGCAGAUGCCUUUGGAUUCUCGCCUUCAGGGAAUCUGCGCCUACCAUCUUGGAUCUUUCCUCUGAAUAUCAAGGUUCCACUUAGCUAUCAUGCCCAGUUGGCAUUGAGAGACUCCUUCUCUGGAAACUUAUUGACUUCCCUUUGCAGCCAUAUCAGUUGGUGGCCAAUCACCACAUUGUAACCGGUGGAACUUCCCACCACUGUACACCAAAUUCCCUAAGUUAAAUUACAUGCGGUGUUUGUAAUUUUUGUCUGCUGUAAAACUGCAGCUUAAAAGCUUGAAUGGGUGACCCAAAGUUCUAGUAUCACAAAAGAGGCGGAAAAGGUUUCCUCUCUCUCCACAUAGUUCAGAAUUUUAGAAACUUCUUAUUGUGUCCUGCUUUCCUGCCACCCUCUGAAGUUAUUUACAGGAAAACAAAGCACUGCAGCUUUCUAAAAUGUUAUUGCAUCCUACCAUGUGAUAGGAGGCAGAAUAACUGCUAUAUGUACUCUCUCUCUCUCUCUCACCCACACCCACCCACACACCCACACCCACCACCACCACCAAAAACAAAAACAGCCACGCCCCCCAGUUGUUGCCUUGCUGUAUUUUGGGUUAAACUGGGUUACAUUUUAUACUGUGGUAUGAAGCUCCUUAAAGGGACGCGGGUGGCGCUGUGGGUAAAACCUCAGCGCCUAGGACUUGCCGAUCGUAUGGUCGGCAGUUCGAAUCCCCACAGCGGGGUGAGCUCCCGUCGUUCGGGCCCAGCUCCUGCCCACUUAGCAGUUCGAAAGCACCCUUAAGUGCAAGUAGAUAAAUAGGUACCGCUUUAUAGCGGGAAGGUAAACGGCGUUUCCGUGUGCUGCGCUGGUGCUGGCUCGCCAGAGCAGCUUCGUCACGCUGGCCACGUGACCCGGAAGUGUCUGCAGACAGCGCUGGCUCCCAGCCUCUAGAGUGAGAUGAGCGCACAACCCUAGAGUCUGUCAAGACUGGCCCAUACGGGCAGGGGUACCUUUACCUUUUUAUGAAGCUCCUGGCUGGACGCGGGUGGCGCUGUGGUCUAAACCACAGAGCCUAGGGCUUGCCAAUCGGAAGGUCGGCAGUUCGAAUCCCCGCGACGGGGUGAGCACCCGUUGUUUGGUCCCAGCUCCUGCCCACCUAGCAGUUCGAAAGCACAUCAAAGUCCAAGUAGAUAAAUAGGUACCGCUCUGGCAGGAAGGUAAAUGGCGUUUCCGUGCGCUGCUCUGGUUCGCCAGAAGCAGCUUAGUCAUGCUGGCCACAUGACCUGGAAGCUGACUGCGGACAAACGCCAGCUCCCUCAGCCUAUAGAGCGGGAUGAGCGCUGCAACCCCAGUGUCGUCUGCGACUGGUUCCUUUAGCUUUACCUAUGAAGCUCCUACCAAUUAAUCUACCAUCAGGUAACCUACUCAAAAGCACUUUUAAUCCUCAACUUUUGUGCAUUUGGAAUGGGCGACUCAGAAGCCCCCUUCCCUCUCUGCUGGAGGGUCUUCUACCCUUUUGCUUUGGGCAGCUACUACUUUCAGACACUCUUUCCCACGGCAAACAUUCCUGCUCUAGCCUUUCAUUGCUCAACAAGCAACUUGCUAACAUUCUCUGAAGCUCCAUGGGGAAACGGUUCAUGGAACACCUUAUGCUGCUCUUUCGUCUGGUGGACUCUUGACAUAUCCUGGCAUUUGUAAAGGAUGGAUUUCAUUGCUAAAUAAAAGUUGUAGGUAACCUAUAUAUGCCUUCUAGUAGGUUUUGUAGGUAACCUAUAUAUGCCUUCUAGUAGGUUUUGCAGAUAACGUUAUUGUUUUUGAGUGAGUGAGAUCAUUUUGAAUUCAAGACAGAAGGAAAAUAAAUAUCAUUUUCAUUUGUAGAUACAAGCCUUCCACAAACUGAAAUGGAACUUAUUUCUAAGUGAUCAUGCUGAACAUAAUACCUUAAAAAAAAAGCAGGCAUACAUGCUAUUAUUGAAACUUUUUCCCCGGUACAAACCGAGUUCCCAAAGUUUGUAAAACAUAAUGCUGUAAUUUAUUAUUAUGUAUUCUAAACUAAUUUGCCCAACCCCAUUUAAAAGCAGUAAAAGUGUAUUUAAAAAACCCUAGAUUGUACCCCAAAGUGCAUGGUAGCAUUUGUUCUACUUCAUGAGAAAGCACAUUGGAUUAUGUAAAAGAAAAUCUUUCAGACUGACUGAUUUUAAGAAGAGAAUGGACCUGUCAGAUUCUAUCAGGUCUGUUUACUCUCUUGCUGUCACUGCAGCCCGCGACUGGAACCUGCAGCCCCGAGUUCUCCAUGGGGGGGGGGGCACAUGAAGACUCCACAAAAUGGGAAUUGGCCCCCAAUUAGUGAGCGGGAGGCUGAGAUUGUGCUGAGAACACUCCACUCUCUCCCUUGAAAUGUUUCCAUUGGGCUGCGGAACUUAGAAGAGACCCGGUUUCCAAUACAGUAUUUUAAAGGAGGGGGCGGGGAGGGGAAUGAAAAGGAACGAAGGAAGAGAGUCGCAGUUUUGAAAGACCGAUCUGAGAGGCCUUCAGUUCUCUGACCAUCAAACCUUUGUGCAGACACUGCUCCCUGUUGCCUGGUUUGAUAGAUGCUGUGAUGCUUAAAUGUUAAGAACUAGCCUUUGUCCCAAGUGCUACAAUGCGCACACCUGAUCCUGGUCCGGCAAGGGAGAGUGCUGCGCAGACACAAGCAUGGCCAGGCCCACGAUGACAUCUCAUCUCAUCUUAUAAUUAAUUGUGUUUAUAUCCCACCUCCCCACCCCCCCAGGAGCUCAAGAUGGUCACAUGGUUCUCCCCCUCCUCACUUAAUCCCCGCAGCAACCCUGUGAGGUAGGUUGGGCUCAGAGCCCAGGGGGCUCCAUAGCUGAGUGGGGCUCUAGCCCCGGCCUCCCGAGUGCUAGUCUGACACUCUAACCACUAGACGUGCAGCCCCCAGAUGGCACCCAGGGCUGCCGCACUCGUGCGCUUGUGUGUCUCAGUAAAUAGGGCUCCCGCCUGAGGACUCCUCCACAGGCCCCUUUGUCCUGCCUGGGCUUUUCUGCUCUGUGCCCAAGCACUUCUAAAGCUUGCCCUUUUUUUUCUUUUUUGCCCCACUGCUUUCCCUAGGAAAACCCGAUCUUUACCACUGAAUCAGAUCAAACUUCAGUUUUGGUUUUCUGCAGAAUUGUUUUCAGCAGUAAAGAGCAGGCUUUUGCGGGGAAAGUGCCAGAAAAAAAGUGCUUGGACAUGAAAUCCCGGACCUGUGCCCAGAAAUGCAGAGCAAAGGGAAGUGUGGAGGACCCCCAGCCCCCAAUACGCCCCCCUCUGGCCGGCUUUGCUGGGAUCCAGGAUGGUUUUGCUCUGUGGCUCCAUCAGGAAUAAAGUGAGAGGAAGGAAUAAAGCCUGCUUCUUCUGGUUUCUGCUCCAGCUGUGGAGUGCCAGGGAACCUGCUCUCCGUGAAGAAAUAUGUCAUUGCAAAGGGUGAUUAGCACCCCAUGGAGUGGGAUUUACUGUUUGUGUGCUUGCCUUGGAGGAGACAUCUAUAGUCCCCUCCUCAGGGGGAAGGAACCUGUUUUGGCUCUCCAUGCAUUGUUAAGACUACAUCUCCCAGCAUCCCUGGCCACUUGGCUGGGCUGACUGCAGGGGCUGAUGGGUGCUGUAGUCCAGCAGCAUGGGGGGCAGGGGGUGCCCGUGCAGCUGCUUCCUCUGUCUUCUGGAGUCACUGGUGGAUUAAGAUGAAAACAGCCACAGGAAUGGGAGUUAUGGGGGUGGCAGUGGGGGAGAAAAAUUAUCUGAGCAUUGCUCCAUGUGGCAUUUUUACUCUGCCUUUUGAAAGGACAACAAAUCAAACACAAUGAGGGAAGUCUGGGUUCAACUGGUGGUCUUUUAUGCCAGGGCUGGGGAAAACACCCACCUGAAGCCCUGCCUGCAGAGCUCAUCAUGGAAUCAGAGAAUGGUAGAGCUGGGAGGGACCUCCGAGGGUCCUCUAGUCCAACCCCCUGCAGUGCAGGGACCUCAGCUGCAGCAUCCAGGACAGGAGGCCUCCCAACCUCUGCUUAAAACCCUCCAGGGAAGGAUGCCCAUCUGUGGCUGUGCACGCCCACACUAGACAGUUCAUGUGCCCAGGCUGACAAAAAAAAGCGCGAUGGACCACUGGCCUGAGCUGGUAUUAGGCAGAGUUGGGGGGGGGGGCCCUCACAGAACCAAGUGCCUGGAGUGAGUGCUUGGCGACUGCGCUCUUGUGAGCAAUCAGUUGAGGGGAGAGCAGUUGGCAGACGGAGCCACCCUGCUUGUUUUUCACGGUGUGCAGAACCUGUUUCAGAUGGAAAAGCCACCUAAAUCCAAAACAUCCAGUGGCUAGAAAUGCAGGCUUUAUUCCUGUGCCAUUGUUUUCCCUUCAGCCCCUUUUACAUAACAGAGAUUUACACAACCAUCUUGCAGGUCCUGCAUUGCAGGGAGUUGGACUAGAUGGCCCUUGGCAUCCCUUCCAGCUCUACAGUUCUAUGAUUCUAGACUGUCUAGCCAGGGGUAGCUGGCUUUAGCCUUGGUUGGUGGUUCAUAACAUUCAGUUCAAGAAGUUUAAAAGGGUUUUGAGUGAGUGUUCUCAAAGCUAUAUUUCCCUCUAACUCUGUGCCAACCCGUCUCCAUACAGAGUGGGGACCCAGGAAAGGGGUGGGAGGUCUACCCUGUAGGCUAGUUGUGCAAAGAUGGUGCCCUUUGGUACAGAAAAGGGGCAGGCGCCUUCCCUUCUCCUCCACACAAGGCGGAUUUAUGAGGAAGUGUUUAUUAGGGAAAAGAAUGAACAGGGAUCCCUUAGAUCUGCCAUAGAAAGCAGCUUGUUCUCCAGGGAAGAUCAGCUGGAGAAGGAGAUGGUGCUCCCACCCAGCCAUGUGCUGCAGGGGGCGGGCCAUGCGCUCGCUGACAGGAGGCGUGUGCAGUGGGUCUUGACCCUCCCCGCCCACCUGACCCCAUUUAUUUGUUGGGGGGGGGGCUGAGGGUUGCCAGGGGCCCCGGAGUGCCAGAUGGCACGGGGUUGUGUGUCUGCUGUCAUUCAGCCAGAUUAAUGGGAAGUUUGUAAAAAGGGGGAGAAAACAAUUAAGCAAGAAUCCCAAAAACAAAAGGCAGCCACGUGUGCCCCCCCCCCAGCCAACAGUCGCUGGAGCACAAUGCCUCCUCGCCUUACAAUGCCCAGGGCCAACUGUUGCAAACGACAGGGACCUUCCACAGUUUUUAAACCAUUUGAUGCUCCUGUUUACUCACAGCCUGGCCAAUGGCGGAGGAGGAAGGGGGGACCACCUGAUGCUCUUUCCCAGGCCCAGAACUCCACAAGCCCUGCCUGGCAAGGCCGGUUAUUCCAUCUUGCAGGCAAGGACUAAUACUGAGGAAGAAGAGAGCGGGGGUGGGGGGAGCCAGGAGGGUCCUAGCAGGGGCGUCACCUUUGCUUCCUGCAAUCACCCUUGGCCUUAAAAAGAGAAAAACGAGCUAAGUUUUGCUUUGAGGUUGGCAGAGGAAAACGGCAAAACACUUUUGAGAAAUGUGAGCACAAAGCUCUGUGAAUUAACUUGGCUGCAACAGUUGUAUUAUUAAACUCUUGAAAAUUGCAAAGGGAGCAAGUGCAAAUGCCAGAUUUAUUUUAGGGCGUAAGCUCAGUGCCUUCAGCCAAUGAUGCAUAUGUCUAUCAGAAAAAGCAUCUAUAAUCUUAUUUUAGAUAACAGGAAAAUUUUUGACGCUCAGUCUGCAAUAAGCCAAGUGUGGCAAAUGAACACUGUGGUUCUAGGUUUCAGUACUUUUGUGCACCCAGGUGAAAUGGGAUUUUUACUUUCAUUAAUGUACUUGGGAGUGAAAUAAUAUUGAACACUGUAUGACCAGGGUCCCCAAUGUGGUGCCCGUGGGCACCAUGAGCCCCCUUCAUGCCCACCCAGACCCUUUGCUUCUCUCAAUAUUUUCUUUUUACUUUUUUUAAAAUGGAUUUUUUAUUUAUUUGGUAUUGGGAGAGGUUGCCUGUUUUUUAUUUUCUUUGUUACCUGUGUUUUAAUUGUGAUUCCCCACCCCACUCCAGAUGGUUAUAACUUCUGGAUGCUUUUGCCUGUUGUCGGGGGGGGGAGGGGGGGUUCUGACCAUUGCCAGCCUCUUAUCUGAGAAUUAUUUUAUUUUAUUUUUUUAAGUACACACCACUUGAUUGUUAAAACAACAACCUCAAAGCGGUUUGCAAUAAAGAUAAAACAAUGAACUGAUCAGUAAUAAGAAUUAGCAACAAUAAUUAAACACUUUCAGAAAGUUAGAAAUAGAAUAAGUACAGGUUAAAGCGUUCUAAACUUACUUUAUUAUUUAUUUAUUUAUUUAUUUAUUUAUUUAUUUAUUUCAUAAAAUUAGGGUGCUUUGUGGUGUCCACAACAGUUUCUCAGAUUCCCAGUCAUGGGCUUGGGCCCAUGCUGUGUGAAUUGGGGUUGCAGUGGCUGAUACUCAACAGGGAUUUGUGUCCAACCUCAAGACUAUUGGGGAAAAGCCCAUCCUAAGUCUCUCGCCUGAGCGUCUUGUUUCCCCGCUCUGUAGACUCUUGGCUUCUGACCCUUCACAACUGGGUGAAGACGACCUCCCCGGUGACUUACAGUCCCUGUCCUGGCUGACUUCCGUGGACGUCCCUCGGCUGCAACAAAUGGCCAGCGAAAGGAUGGACUUUGGACUCAGCUCCCAGAAUGCUGUGCUGCAGCAGACAGGUAGGUCUCUUGCGGGGAUGUUGAGUUGCUCCAUCAACUGCUAUGGGAGCCCUUUCAGGGGGUGGGGUGGGGAGUGUUUUCCCCUCCUUAUUUCUACCGCCCUGAAGAUUUAUUCAUUUGUUUUGGCCUCUGUGCGUGCCUCGGGUGCUAAACGGACAUGUGCUGGCCCUUCUCUUGUGCGUGCGAGUGGCGUGGUUUUGUCUGCACACACACUGGAAGACUCACAACGCCCCAUGUCUCUCCCGUUGCCCAGCAGGGUCUAUGCCAGGGAAUCUGCACGCCACUGCAGGGACUCCUGGAGCAAUGAUCCACAUCCAGUCCAGCCUGCCUCAAGGCAUUCUGGGAGGACUGAACGCCGUUUCAUCUCACGGUGCCAACGUAAGCACUUCCUUUCCCUCCCCAUUCCUGGCCAAGGAGGCGUUUCUGACCUGGUUCAACUGACGUUCCUCUUCUCUUUCCUUUGGCAGCAGAUAAGCCAGUAUGUGGUUGGGGGGCAGCUGUCUCCCAGUCUGCAAGCGCAGGCAGCCCCCCUCUUCCCUCCUCUGCCCCGCCAUGUCCAGCAGGUGUUCACCAUCGCUCAACACGCGCAACAGGUACCAUCUCCUGCUCCCGAGGCUGUGUAUGUUGAGGCACAGAGCUUUAAGGGGACGUAAAACAACUUUAACAAAGAAGCGCAGCCAAGUCAAGGGCAAGAGACCCAAGCUGAGCUGCUGUGGGUUUAUUUGCCUUUAUUUGAAAGCAUGGCAGGGGCCACGGUGGGGGGUGGUAGAGGAAGCAGCGUGUGUUUGGAUUCAGAGCAAGAGGCUCAGAUUGCAAUCCAGAGAUUUAAUCCCAAUUUAAUGCAGAGGUAGGGCUCAUCCACACUUUCACUUGACCCGUAUUUUGAUCAUAUUGUGUCCUGAUUAUUUCCCCUGGGUCUGAGGGCAUUUCUCGUCGUUUGGCUGCUGUGCCUUGCGAAAAUUCAGUCUUACCCACUGAACUGAAGCUCGCUCAAGCUCAAUCUCUCUUUGGAUUUCCAGCACAUCUGAUAAAUUCAGAUUCAGUGGGUAAGAUUUGAUUUUCACAAGGCACAGCAGCAGAACAAUGAGAAAAGCCCUCGGACCCAGGAGAGCAAUUUGUACACAAUAUGGUCAAAAUAUGGGUCGAACGAAAGUGGGGUUCAGGCCUUGAUUUUGGAGCAAGAGGCCCAGGUUUAAAUCCAGAGAUUUAAUCUAAAGAUUUGGCUUUGGAGAAGGAGGUCUAGAUUUAAAUCCAAAUAUAAAUCCAGAAUUUUGGCUAUCAUGUCACCUCUCAGUCCAGGCUAACAUGUAAUGUUAUAAGUUAUAUCUGUGUCUUGGUAUCCUCCUCUCCCCACCCCUUAUGAUGAAGGAAAAGGUCUUUAAAGUCUCUAUUUAACUGCUGAGAGAGCUGAAACUUUCCCCCCUUUCUCCCCCCUCCCCUCUUCCCCACCCAGUGCCCUCCAACGACCAUCUACAGCACCUCUUAUGGGACACAGCCUCAAUACUCACAGCCCCCCCGCCUGGCUCCUCACAGCACCCAGGAACAGCAGGCGAAGCCUUACCCCAAGCCUAUCUACUCCUACAGGUGAGAAGUACCACACUUUGCCCAGGCACACCUGCCCGUCUUAUCCCCAGAGAAGUCUCUGCCCCAAACUCAGCAACUGCAGCUGAAGUGAGUUGCUGUUCCGAAGGGCUUCCAGGUGUGGGGCUUAAUUUGGGAAUGAACACACUUAAACCUCAUGUGUCUUUAAUUUGCAUAGUCCCAACAGGCCAGCCUUUAACUGCGCAAGGUUGAAACUGCACCAGUUAAAUUAAUGUAAGGUGCAACUGUACUGUAAUUAGUGACAGAGUUUCUUUUUCCUCUUUCUCUUGUUGGAUUUUCCCCACUAAGGAUCAAUCCAGCUAAAGAAAAACAAACCAACAAACAAGCCCCACAUGCUGAUGCCAGCCGGGUUGUGUGGGUGUUGCAGAACUGCAGCAUCCGCAAACAGCACCGAUCCCACAGUAAACAUCCUCUGUCAUUCUCACUUCGCCAUCAUAAAUGAGAAAAGAACUUUACGCUGUGAAAAAAUUGCAAAACAAUCCUUAACUGGACCUAACAAUCCUUAACUGGACCUAAGUCCUGUAAAUGUAAAUGCAGAAGGGAUGACUUGUGGGAGGGGCUUACUGUGCUCCAGUAACCUGGAGUUACUGAAAUGGGGAGAGAUUACUCCGAGGAACGGUCUGCAAAAAGGGGGGGGGGACACGUUCUGCACCACCAGAACAAGAGUGCUGGGCUAAGGCCUGGGAGGCCAAGGUUCAAGUUUCCCCCCUCAGCCAUGAAGCUCACUGGGUGACCUUGGAGCCACUCGCUGUCUCUCAGUGUAAGCCUCCCUCACUAGGUGGUUGUGAGGUUAAAGUGAAGAGGAGAGAACCAUGUACUCCAACCUUUUUGCUCCUUGCAUUAGAAGGUGGAAUAUAAAUGGAAGCGGCAACAAGAACAGGAAGGCGGGGAGGAAACUCUGACUUCUCCUCUUCCUUGCAGCUGCUUGAUUGCCAUGGCCCUGAAAAACAGCAAGACGGGCAGCCUCCCCGUCAGCGAGAUCUACAGCUUCAUGAAGGAGCACUUCCCCUAUUUCAAGGUGAGGGAGGCAGGGCUUGCCUUGCAGCUGACAUGGAGAACUGCAGAGGCAGAGCAGAGCCAUCCUGGCUGAUAGUCAUUGAAUUUGCCCCAUCCUCUUGUAAAGCAUCCAAGUUGGUCACUAUCACUGCCUCCUGUGGGAGGGAGUUCCACAGUCUAACUGUCUCCAUGAUAAAGUCCUUUAUUUGAUCUGUCUUCAGUCUCCCAGUAUUUAACUUCAUAGGGUGUCCAUGAAUUCUAGUCCUAUGAGAGGGGGAGAAAACUUUUUCUCUGUCAGCUUUCUCAACACCAUGCAUAAUUUUAUAAACUUCUAUCAUUCUUACUCACCUUUUCUCUAAACUAAAAGGUCCUUGCUGCAACCUUUGUUCACGUAGGACCCAUUUGGGUCCCAUAGCAAUGAUGUUGCCUCAUGGAAGUGCUCGCUGGUGCUUUGCCUUUGAAGGGCACAAUCCCACCCCUGGACACAGGGCUUUUUUUCUUCUUAAAUGACCUGAGGAAGUGGCCUUGCUCCCUUUUGCAGACAGCGCCCGAUGGGUGGAAGAACUCUGUCCGCCACAACCUGUCCCUCAACAAAUGCUUUGAGAAGGUGGAGAAUAAGAUGAGUGGCACGUCCCGCAAAGGCUGCCUGUGGGCCCUCAACCCCGCCAAGAUAGACAAGAUGGAAGAGGAGAUGCAGAAGUGGAAGAGGAAAGACCUGGCAGCCAUUCUCCGGAGCAUGGCCAACCCAGGUGAGCAGCAGGCCGGCACCUGGCUAGGAGGCUCUUGGGGGCCCUGCCUGCCAAUAGUUCUCUGGCAGAGAGAAAUGGCAAAAUCACCGGAUGUGGCUGCCGCACCCCUGCAGGGGAGGAGAUGCGCGGAGGGUGAUGCCCAUGGGCAUGGAGGCUGCUCCCUCCACACAGAUAGCAGCUCGUUUAGCUGGUCUCUUAAUUUUUUUAAAGCUUAUGUCUGCUUUUCCUCCCAGGCACUUGAGGCCAUGCACAGGGCUCCCAAUUUUAUGCUAUGUUGGUAUCUAUUUAUAUGCUGCCUUUCAGCGCUUUAAGUGUAUUGCGUGAAUGUGGCCUUAGUGCUGUGAAAGGAUAUAAUUUCUAUAUUUUCUUGAGCUGUGGGCCCCUUCUGAGGGACUUUACUCCCCACGCAUCAAUGGCAAUCUCCCCUUGCAGAGGAGCUGGACAAGCUCAUCACAGACCGACCCGAGAGCUGCAGGCGGGUGAGCAAGCAGUCUGAGGGGGACGGUUCCACGCGGAGCCACAUGGCGGCAGCCGCAGGGCGCAUCUCACAGUUGCAGCCCCAGCCGGUCAUGACACUCGCCCUGCAGUCCCUCCCGCUGCACCACCAGAUCCAGACGCAAGCGUGCAUGACUCCAGAUUCGCCUGCUCCUGCGCAGACCCCUCCCUUGCACCCGCUGCACGGUCUUAGCCAGAGUCCCCUUCCUCAGCAUCCGAUGAGCCGUGCCCCAGAUUUCCUCAGCGUGAUGACCGACAUGAACGCAGAGGUGGAUGCCCUGGAUCCCAGCAUCAUGGACUUUGCACUACAAGGUAAGGGGAAGAGUUGGGGGGUGGAGAUGACUGCUGGAUGGCAGGGAUUCUCCAGCUGUGAUUCCUGCCUUGCAGAGGGUUGGACUAGUUGAGCCUUGGGGUCCCUUCCAACUCUAUCGUUCUCUAAUGUGGGAUUUGAACUCAGCUGUGGAGGGGUUGAUACUGGUCCAAGUGGGGAUCUAGAUAGGUCCUCAUGAGGUUUGAGAUGGGGAUCGCUCAUGGGCUUCCUUAGGACCGCUGGCUGGUUUCAUCACGGAGGAAGAUGGGCCUCUUCUCACUAGAGCCAAUGUGAUUGUGGACAACUGGUGCAUUUUGCAAUCCUCCUCUCUUGCAACUUCCACCUUCUCAAAGCUGAACUGUCACCAAUGUUCACUGCUCUGUUGUUGUCCCUAUUAUGAAAAGGUAACAUCUGGGAAGAGAUGAAAGACGAGAGCUUCAACUUGGAGAGCCUGGGUGCUUUCAGCAACUCUUCUCUGGCCCUCUCUGACUGCGACCUGGCCCCCGCUGGCCUCACCCCUGCCUCCAGCAACAACACUGACCACCCCUCCUUUUCAGACUUGCAAGUGACAGGCCUCUACACAACAUACACAACGCUGGACCCCAUCUCUGCCACUCAGUACAUCAGCACCCAAGGAAACAAGCCUAUCGCCCUUCUCUGAAAGAGCCAUUCCCGUCCCUUGAGCCUGACUGAGAAACAGAGAAGCCCAGUUCCUUCUGGGGGUGCUUUGAGCCUGCAAAAUUAUCUAAAUUGGGGAGGAGAACAUGCCUUGCUGCUCCUUCAAGCAUCCCAAGCAAGAGAUUUUGGUGAGAUGCAUAGUCUUGAAGACACUAACUGAUGUGAAGGGAUCCUGGUGUGCUCCAAGGCAAGCUGCAAAAUUUCAGCAAAGCCCCCCCCCCCCAACCCGCUGAUGCUUGGGCUGUUCUGAAGCCCAUUAGGGUUGCUCUGUCAUUUGUGACAGUCCAAGCCGCAACUGGCUGAGCUUUCUAUCACUAGUUGCAACUGUGUGCCCCCAGCUCCACUCUGGGGCCUGCUGGUGGUUCUUCCCCAGACCUUCUUCCCCAGUUCCCAGAGGCUUCACUUCCAUUAGUGAUCCCCCUGCCUCUUGACCAGCCUCUUUUCUCUUCAGGCAAAAGGGGGUGAAUCUCCCCUCCCCUCUGUCCAUCUCAAGCCACACCAUAUGUCAGGAGUGCUCUGAUGGUGUUUCCUGCUUGGCAGGGGAUUGGACUCGAUGGCCCUUGUGGUCUCUUCCAACUCUAUGAUUCUAUGAUUCUAUUCUAUGAUCCAGCUACUCUCCCUCCCUGCAGGCUCCUAUUUCUCGCUUUGGACCCUUCCUUUGGCUCUCCCUUCCCUUCCCUCCAGCAUCCACCCUCUGCCCAGUCUUCAGCCAUCCCUUCUGGGAAGCCCCUGAGCAGCUGCCAGAUGGUCUCAGUCUAGUCCAGGCCAUGGGCAGCAGAGUCUUCCGAGGUGCCAGGAAGGCUCUGCCUCUCGAGGGAGGAGGAUGGCUCGUGUUCCCUGGUAGAGAAAGUCUCAGCUCAGCCCUCACCAAUCUGUGCCCUCCAGCCUCGGCCCCACCUGCACAUCUGUGUGAGCCAGGAUGGAUGGGACCCAUGGCCAAAAACAGCUGGGGAGCGUCGGCUUGACAAAGGCUGUACUAAAUAAGGAUCUUUACACUGGAUAAAACAUUACCUUAGGCUUUUAAAACAAAGGAGAAAUAAUUUAGGAUUUAUAUUCUAGACUUGUGUAUAGUAUUUCCUAAUUAUUGUACUAGGCAGUAUUACUGUUGUAAAUUUUAUUUAUAAUUUAUUUUUAUGAAAACAAAAAGGAAUUAUGUAUUCAGCAUCAAUUUUUUUUUAAAUGUUGUAGUGACAGGAAAACAAAACACAAACCUUAAAUUAUUCAGAAGCACAGCAAAAUACUGCAAAACUUUUAUGUCAGGUGCUUUCCCUUUUUUUACCUGAACUUUAAAAGAAGUACUUUAGAUACUUAAGAGAUAAAAUGGCACAUGGGCCAGACCCAAUACUGUUUUUUAUGUUUAACCAAUAGCGCUUUUCUACAGCUGAAAAAGGACUGUGGCUCUUUUUUUGCAAUUCAUUCCUGUGGAUCUUUUCUUUGAAGUGCACCCCACCCUCUUCAGUGGGGCUUACUCUCCCAGAUGAGUGUUUCCAGGGCUGCAGCAUUAGGUCACAAGGUAAAUAAAUGAAUAGGUCCACCAACAGGAGGAGGAAAAACUGGAAACUGGUUUUAAAAUUUGAAAACUUACAAUUUAACGUUUAGUCUGCUGAUGCCAGUAUAACCUUGAUGUAAUAUUUAUAUUUAUAAUAAUGUUUUACUAAACACUGGUUGGAUAGAAUUUUUAUAAAGUCUUUUUCAGAUCUGGAACAAAAUAUUUGCUCUUCUUUAUAGACUGUGGAAAUAUUGAAUGGGAAAGUUCCUUUCUCUUGGGCUUGUUUACACAACCACAAGUCUGAGAACGUUGAUCAAGGCAGGUGUCAGGGUAGCAGCCCUGCAGAAAGAGAUGGCCAGGAGAGUUGAGCCCCAUCAUACGCCUGGGCUGCCACUGGAGCUCUCUUUUGCCAGAAGUAAUGCAAAUCUGCUAUUGUUUACAGCGAGGGGGGGGCAAUAUUUUUGGUUCAGCAGGCCAGACGCUUAUCUCCCCCCACCCCCAGGGGCCAACUGUGACAGGCAGGUGAGACCACACACGUCAAUUUUCUGGCGUCAUAAUGACAUCAGGUGACUGCAAAGCAACCCUGAGGAGAACUGAACUCCCUUGUCAUCAGCUGAUGAGCAGACAGCUCAGUCCUCCUCUCUGCAGGAGUCAGAGCAGGAUUUGACCCCCUGCUCAGUCUUACUGUGUUGAAAUCACAUGCCAAUAAAGAAUUGAACCCUACCGCUGUCCAUCAGCUGAUGAAAAGCUGGGUGUAGUUUUGGAAGAAUCAGUCGCCCGUGGGCUGGAGGUUCCUCACACUGUUUUGCAUGGCGAGUCUGUUGUUUUCAGGGCAGCAGAAGUGAUGUUCUGGACUGGGUUGGUUUUUCAGCUUGGGAUAACUCAAGCAUAUGGAUAUUUUUACUCAGAUGUAAAUCCUCACCAAGUCCAGAAUCAUAUAAAACAAAAGCAGGAGUUGCUAUUAAUUCUCAGGUUCCUGGGUGUCUUUUUGGUCAAGCCUUCAUAUGACGCAGCAGACCCAGGGCUCGCCCACAUGUCCACUUGUCCCAGCGCUUCCCCCAGGGAAACCUGCUCUUUAGUGUUGAAUGGGAGCAAACGUCUACCUGUGGAAAACCCAACAAACGUUUGCUCCCAUUCAGCAGUAAAGAGCAAGUUUCCCCGGCGGAAGUGUGGCUGAGCCUACCGGCUGCCUAUCAGCAACCUCUUUCACAGAAAGGUCCCACAAAUGUCUUCACUAGUGAAAAAGGACAGCAUGGCAUCAAUAGCAAUCCUGCAGCCCCUGCCCAAACACAUGCAAUCUUAGAAAGGUUUGGGAAUGUAAGUUAACCUAAAACCAAUGGAUCCAAAUUACAAAAAAAUAAAAAGAGAUUCUCAUUAAGCAUUAGGAAGAACUUUCUCAAAAGGUGGUAGACUCUUUCUAAACAGUGGUUGGGGGGCCAUCUGCGGGGUGCUUUAGCUGUUACUCCUGCACUGCAGGGGGCUGGACUAGAGGACCCUUGGGAUCCCGUCCAACUCUGUGAUUCUAUGGUUCUAUGAAAACCAGAAAAGUGACCACUAACAGAAUUUUUAUUAAGGAAACCUCCCUUGGAAAAUGUAAUGUCAGUUCUGCUUACAUGACAUGACUUGCCAUCCAAUAAUUUACUACUGUUGGCCUUAUGAUUUUUUUAAAAAAAUUCACAAUAAAGGAUUAAUGCUAGAGGCAGUAAUGGAAGAGACUAUGUCCAAAAAUAAAUCAAGAUUGCAAUUCAGAACAAGAGCAAUAGAGAGGAAAUAGCUUUAUGGCCAAAAACAAAUCUAGUUGAAAAUGCUCAGAGAAUUAAAAAGACCUAUUUUGUGAGUCUCUGACAUGGUAACAGACAAAAUGCAUGUGGCAUCUGUAAAUAAAAUCCAGAGAGGAUCAUUUCUAGUAAACAUUGAUGUUUUUAUUAGACGCUUGAACAGUAGAGGACCCCCCCCCCAUGACAAUGUGCACAUAAAUUAAUAUAUUUGCUAGGAGAAAGAGCAACUUUUUUGAACUUGGUGCUUCCUUCCUUGAAGGAGGAAACCAGAACUCUCUUUUUCUUUUAGAAAAAACUCCCACCUGUUACUGAACUCAACACAACAUGUUCCUCAACACCCACCUGGGCUUGAAUAGUCCAUGGCAGCCUGGUUUGGACACUGGAACGUUAGUGCGACUGUCAGGAUAUGCAACACUCAACAGUGGAUAGGAUUAGCAACAUAAACUUCCCUUCGGUUGCCACCUUUGCCCUUUACACACUUAUAUAAGUUUUCUUGGGGGGGGGGCUUACAAUGCUCAACAUUAUGCAGAUUACAAUACAUUCCACCUGCCAGGUGCUUACACCUUUGAAAUGCACUGUGAAUUCCCAGGUUGCAGCCUAUUCCAACAACCUACCCAGUGCCUCCAACGGCCAUGGCGUCCGCUUAAUCCCAUUAGGCCAACCUUUGAUGGAACCACUAGGUUGGCGAUGGGGGCACAGCCUUAGGCACCGCCAGGAAAUGCGCAAAUGUUUCCAACCAAAGGUGGAGAUGCUGCUUUGCUUUUGAGGUGGGCAGACCUUGGCAGAAUUGCCUUGCGCUCGAGGGAUGCAGUUGGGAAGGAUGAUGGAGGGAGAUGGAAUAAUCCCUUUCAUUAGGAAAAUUGACAAAACUUCCUACAGCAGGCAAAUGGGGCUAAAAAUGUCAUCUACAACCAAGAAGCAGCAACAUUUUUUGUAGGAAUUUCUGCAAUGUGUUCUGUGGUGCAGCGUGGCUGCAGUGCAGUCUGUGUGACACAACAUUUUGCCAAGGCCUUGGAGACUGGUUUGGAAGUGGUUACUGGCAUUGUUCCCCAAUGCACAAUUCUAUCACAGAGAUUUUUUUUUUUUAAAGUCACUGAAAACUGGUACUGUUAUUUUAUAAAGACAAUACAUUUUGAUGUGAAAACACCUGGCGAGACUUGUCUUGGACACCAGUAGCUGGGUAACAUACACUUGCAGAUGACCUUCGGUUGAUAGCCAGCCAAACAGCUGGGGAUAAUUUUGUCCUCAGGUGCACGAGAGACAGCUGUCCUCCAAAGGCCCGUUCCACUGCGCCUGCCACGUGGCUGUGCUCUAGGAACUGCUGGUUGAGCCCUGCGCUGAAGAUGCAUUCUGUGCUGCGCCGCUUGGCCACGAGGCUGUCAGGUCUGAAGGAGGCCGAUGGUGGGCGUGUGCCUGUUCCUGCUGCAGCAAUGCCCUAGUCACGAGGAGGAAGGGUUGUCCAUUGUUGCCAGGAGGUGAGAGAUCUGGGCCCUCUGAGCACGAGUGAUGUGUUGGGUCAUGUGAAUGAUGCAGUCCAUGGCAACUUCAGGGUUUGCUUGAACUAAGCUGCAAAGGGGCGUGUUAUGAGGGAGAAGGAAGGGGGUCAUUUAAGAAUGCAGGCUGCUGAAUCAGGCCCAUGGGAGGCCACCCAGCCCAGCAUCCUGCUCUCACAGCGGCUGGCCAGAUGCCCAUUAAGGGAAACCCACAAGCGGGACCCAAGCACAAGAGUACUCCCCCCCCCCUCGUGGCUUCUAGCCACUGGCAUUCAGAAGCCCCAUGCUGCACUUUCAACUUGCAAUGGCGAUUGCAGUGUGAAUCAGGCACCAAGCACUGGACGGUCAUCCCUCCAGAUCCCUGCUAUGCAACUCUUUCCAACCCAGAAAUAGCCGAGAUGCAGCCCCUGCAGCAAACAAGCUGAGCUUCCUCAAGCAGCCCCCCUGCUGUCUCGCUUUACACUCACUUUCGGAUGUGCUUGAGGGCAUAAUCCCUCUUCAGGUACUUGAUGUUCUCCUGGAUGGCAGACUUGGCCCCGUCUUCCUCUUGCAGGUGCUUCUCAAGCCAUUCCACCACCACUUGGUUGUUGUCCCAGAGGUAGCCCUAGAGGAGGAGGAAUGGAAACUCAGACUGACUUUGAAGAGAGGUCAGAGUGGGGUAUGGGUCCUUCACGCAGUAUGCACCCCUCACCCUCACUUCCAACCAAGCAGGCCUUGAAGGUUUUUGAAAAUCACACAAAAGCUUGCCAAACCCAUUUAACCAGAGGUGAGAAUAGGAUGAAAUGCACAGGCUUUAAGCCCCCUUCUCUCUGUAAACUUGCCUUCCACUCUGAAAACGCCACAAUUUUACCCAUGCUUUGUAUUAUUAAGGCGUCUUAUAUCUACAGGUAGAUUGCACACAGGGGUUUGGCUGCAAGGGCUCCAUGGACACAUACAAACGGUGUAUCUCCAAACCCUUGGAGGCGCUGUGCGGCCAGCAGCUGAGGUGGAAAGAGGGAGAACACCCUGCACCCCCAGAGUACGCUGGCUUGGGCUGGAGUCCAACCUCUGUGGAGGGAACAGAGGCUACCCCAUCCUUGCAACAGAGCCAAGCCAAGCACCUUCACGGCACCCUCCGUUUCCAGGAACCAUCGUCGCAGCAUGGACUGGAUGUGGCUGUUGCUUAACUCGCUGUGAGCCUCUAGGAUCUCUGCCUUCACGACUUCCUCCAGCAGGAGGCGCCGCAAACGCCAGUAGAAGAACGCCCGGGCAUUUUUCCACUGGAGAAUGUCCUAAAAGGGAGCAAAUAAGGUCAUUGCUAGUUAAUUUUUUUAUGGGAAUAUUAAUAAAUUAUUGCACUGGCCGGAGGAAGCUUAUCAGGAUAUUCACAUUAUCCAGUGUUGUAGACAUACUUAACCCCCCUUAGGCAGCCUGAAUGAUGCUCUCCAUCAACUCUGCUGUGACAAGACAGGAGGUCUUAGCAAGUCUGGGGCCAACAAUGAGAGUGGGAGGCAAACACAUCUGGGGGGCAGCAGGUUGGGCAAGUAUGACUCAGAAGCUGAGCAGGUUCAUGAGCCCACAAGCGUAUGGUUAUAUUUUCAUUCCACGCUUUCUCCAAGACACUCUGCCCAGCAGACAAAGACCCUUCCCUGCAUUUUAUCUUCAUGACAACCCUGUGAGAGAGGUUAGCGUGAGAUGGAGCACAAAGGAGAUGCAGCAAGCAUUAGUGGAACAAGGAUUCCAGUCCUUGUUUUUCCAACUUGAAUGAAAUGAAAAACAGUUCCUACACCUUCUCAGGCAUGAGGGAUGAUCAGACUCCAGAGGCUGGAAGAACAGAGAAUUUGGGAGCGAGAAGAAAAAAACCCAUGGCUUAACUGUAACGACUCCUUUCUCCUGCAUCCUCCCUGGCGUGUCGUGGAGGUCAGCAAACUGCACUGCCACCUGGUGGAAGAUGGGGAGGAGGUAAUCCUCACGGGCCUUCAGCUGCUUCUCCAGCUCCUUGUGCUUCUCUGCAGAGAGCCUCAGGGAACCUGUUAAUCAAAGAAUACAAGAAGUCUUUGUAGGAGAAGACAAAAUCUGUAGACACCAGAAAAAGCGGCUGAUCCGUAGCAGGGAGGAAAAUGCCAGGGAGGAAGAAGUCUGUGCAGGGAAGGACUAUAGAGUUCAGUGGUCAGGGCAUCUGCCUUGCAAGCAGAAGGUCCCAGGCGCUAUCUCCCCUGGGGUGUCCGGGGGAGUCUUGGAAAGGACUCCCUGCCUGAAACCCCAAAGAACUGGUGUGGAUAAUGCCGAGCUCGAGAGACCGCUAGUCGGACUCUGCAGAAAGCAGCUUCCUCUCUUCUGACUUCCAGGUUCACCAGAGGAGCCUUUGCCAACCUGGUGCCCUCCAGAUGUUUGGGACGGCAUCUUCCUUCAAGCCCAGCCAGCAGGGCCAUGGUUCUGUCAUCCUGCAGCUGUGCUGGAUGGGGCCGAUGGAGGGCGCCAUGGUGGCGCAGUCUGCUCUAGCAAAACAUGCCAAAAAGAGCACAUCAAGAAUAUUUGCUCUCCCCCACCUCCCCACCCUGGAUCAAAUACGGCCUUUGAAAAUGGGUAGAAACCUUAUUCCAAGGCCAAGCUUUAAGGGGAAGGUGGGGGGGGUAGGGAGGCAGGAAACAGCCCCACAGCCCUUCUCUCUUUUCUUACCCAGCUGCUCAGCAAUCCUGGCAUACGUGGCAUCAAUCCUCCUCAUGGUCUUCAGCAGCUCCUUCCUCCGGAAUUUGAUUUCCACGGUGCCUUCAGCUUCUAAGAUGCCCCCCCUGGAAAGCAAAGCCAUCUUGCAGAAACAGAGACCAGAGGCUUAUAGGAGCUGCCCAAAUUAGGGCUCUUGCACUCUUUCCAGCCAGACAGCCUUGCGGCUUUUAAGUACACGCUGGUGGAGAUGUUCAGCCAGGCUCCAUGGACAGGAUCACUUUGGAUCAGAGACUGGGCCCUUUGGGGGGGGGGCUCCAGAUGUUAAGAACAUAAGAACCCAAGAAGAGUCUGCUGGUUCAGGCCAAAGACAGCUCGUCCAAUCCAGCAUGCUGUUCUCACAGGGGCCAACCAGAUGCCCAAUACGGGAAACCCGCAAGCAGGAUCGGAGCACAAGAGCAACCCUCCCCUCUUGCAGUUUCCAGCAAUUGGCAUUCAGAAGCAUGGCUGCAUCACACAGCACAUAAUUAGACUAUGGAACUCCCUGCCACAGGAGGCAGUGAUGGCCACCAACUUGGAUGGCUUUAAAAGAGGGCUGGACAAAUUCACAGAGGAGAGGGCUGUCAGUGGCUACUUGCCACGAUGGCUAUUAUAUGCCUCCAUGGCUGGAAGAAGCUUCUGAAUGCCAGUUUCUUGAAGCUGUCCUGGGGGAGAGGGCUCUUUCACUCGGGGCCUCUGGUUGGCCCCUGUGAGAACAGGAUGCUGGCCUGGAUGGGCCCUUGGCCUGAUCCAGCAGCAGGGCUCUUCUGAUGUUCUGACGACAAGACUGUCUAACGGAAGAGCGCCUCCCUCAGCACCCACCUGCUCUCUUUGUCUGCAUACAGCUCCAUGUGAAGAGGAUUGAUAGUUGGAUCAAUCACCACCCAGGAGCCCCCGCGGAGCUCGGCAUGGGGGGGGAUGUAGACGAGGGCCGGCUGCUUGAAUUGCCGAAGGCUGUCCACAAUAUACGCCCCGAACUUCAGCACCUGAUCAUACAUGUCUGCAAGGAGGGCAGGAGUCAAGGCCAGCUCCAGGGCCGAGUGAGCAAGUAACAUCACUGGGUGAUUUUUUAAAAUUAAACUUAUUUGCCACUCUUUUAAGCAAAGUAACUUGAAACGAUUGACAACAAUAAUUAAAGAACAUUUACAUUAAAACCAGCAUAAAACAAGGCAGAGAAAUCUAAAACACGUGGCUAUUUUAAAAGGCAGGAUUAAAAGAUCCCACCCACUAAACGAGGCCAUGGGUGAUUAACAGCCAAAGGCUUGGCAGAAAAGAAAUGUUUCUGCCUGGUGCCUAAAGGUAUAUAAUGAAGGUGCCAAGGAAGCCUCCCUGGGAAGAGCAUUUCACAAGCGGGGGGACACCACUGAAAAGGCCCCGUUCUCAGGUUGCUGCCUUCCUGUCCUCCUAUGGAGGUGGCACAUGAAGAAGGGCCUCAGGUGACCAUGGUCAGCUCAUACAAGGAGAGGUGCGUAAGUUACCUUUCAUCCCACCAGAGAAUCCUCUCCAGUUGGCAAAAAUCAAAAGUGGAAGGCGUUCACGGUCAAAGUCUCUGAUAGCCUGGGCUGUUUUAAAGGCUGAAUCCGGAAACCAAACCUGUCCAGCUUGUUGGAUUAUCUAGGAAGGAGGGAACAGAAGAGGUUGUGUGUAGGGGGGGGGCCCUUCAAAACCAAAAACUUAGUAAAAAGGAAAGCAGGUAAAAAUUUCAGAUCCUGGUGACAGCAGCCAGGAGGUUGAGGGGCCAGGGGCUAUUGGGAGGUUACCAAAAGUUUGUUGUUGUUGUUUUGCCAUUUUCAAACGAACAUUCAGGCCAAAGCUCCGCCCCCCCCCCGACACAGUGCCCAUGUUUCAAGGGAUGUGUCACAGCAGAAGAGGAGCCAUGUGGUCUGCGGACGUUUUACACAAGGAAUGUAGAGGUCACCAAAACAACAAGGCAGCUUGAGAAGAACAAUACAGGUUCAUGGAAAAGUUAAAAUCAGCAAUGGUACAGGAAUGCAAAUGACUCUAGUGCUCCCAACCUUCGCUUCUGAUUCUGGGUUUGCUGGAUCAGCUGGCACCGCCAACUCCACUGUUCGGGUCUCCACUGCGAUCACACCCACCGGGAUCCCUCCCAGCCUGCAAAGAAUCCGAAGGAGGGAAAAGAGCUUCAUGUGGACUCCAUGCAAAACAAAUGAAAAACUAUUUAAAGACUCCAAGAGCAUUUCAAUGAUCAUAAGGACUAGGAAUCCUAUUUAUGCAAAAGGCAGAAAGCAGAGAUUUUCAUUCUGACGAAUUCUGCACCAGGCAUUAAAUGGCCUGGGUGCCGUGAGAAGGGCAGGAGUGUAGCCCACCCCAGUAACUGAUCAGGCAGCCAUUGGGGGGCACCUUUAAGAAUGUGCCAGCCCCCUCCUCUCCCCAACUGCCUCUAGUAAGAGGGAAGAUUCGGCCAAUACCUGGCUCUGCCAACCACCACCGUCUGGGCCCAGGGCUGCAUUAUCUCCAUGAAAGAGCCGUGGUCAAAGAAGCCGCUUUGCCAGGAUCCCUUCACAGCUGCACAAUAAAGGAACGGGGGAUGCUGAGAAAAGUCUGACUGUGACCUUCCAAAACCACAACCUCUUCAUAUAUGCAAAGCUGGGGAAAUGUCGUAGCAGCAGGGAACGAGGGAGAAGACCCCUGGUAAAUGCAGUCCCAGGCUCAAAGAGCCUCGACUGCCACAGUGAGCUGCAGUUAGUGCAGCAGAAUGCUGCAGCCUGAUAGCUGACAGGCUCAGCCACUUACAACACCUUAUGCUCCCAGAUCUGCACCAGCCAUUGAUUUGCUGCCAUGUGUUACUAUUACUACUAUUAGUACAUAGAGCCCUUAACAACUUGGGACCAGUGUAACCUGCGAGGAGAAGGCAGGCAACAGGUCUCUGGCAGAUUGCUUAUGCAGGUCACCUCCAUUUUCAGCUUUUUUUUUCCUUUUUAAAAAACUUUCACAGUGGAGUUUAUGAUCUUUUGCUUUCCCUUGCAUUUUUACUCCACAUAUUUGAUCCACAUCUUAUAAUUAUGCAAUUCACAAUGCUUUUGGUUUUAUACUGUAUUUUGGGCUGUCAGAUCCUGAGAGCCCAGGGCCCAAUCCUGAGACCUUGGGGCAGCCUCUGGUGAUAUCAUUGGGGGCUGGAGCCCAGGGGUGCCCUUAGGCAUGACACAUUAAGCAUUAACCAUAGUCGCCAAGAGCAUGUCGUCCAAAUAAAAAACAUGAAGUCUACAAAUGAACAAAUACGUCACUGGAUGGAAAUUCCUCCCCACACAGAGUGUUCAUGCAGCUUUUUGCUUGUCCUGCCAUUUCCCCCUGGGAAGAACUUCAGUCUUUACAGCUGAAACAGAGCAAAUAUCAGUGGGGUUUUCCAUGGACUGACAUUUGCUCUGACUCAGUCGCGAAGGGAAGGUUUGCCUGGGGUAAGCAGCAGGUCAAAUGGAAAACCGCUCAGACCCGUUUUUUUUUAGGCAGGGGACAAGCAGAACCAUUGAUGAGCCUUGAGCCUUGGAGAUGGAGGUUAGUUGGGAGAGGGGAAGGGGACAGAUCUUCCAGAGAGUCUAUGCAAUAACCUGCAACCAGCUCCUGCCAGGCUGAAGCUCGUAAGCUUCAAGCAUAGCCUAUUAUUAUUAGUAAUGACAACAACAACAAUGGCAACCUCCCUCUGUCACUUGGAGAGGGCCACACAAACCUAGAGACUUCAGGUCAGCCCUGGAAGUCUGGCAAACAAAUUGUAGAUUUGCCUUGAUGACACUGACCAGGAGGAAAUGUCAAUGAAGAAAAUUCCAGGUCAGAAACAAUUCCCCUGCUAUUACAUUGCAACCCCUCCCCUUUCAGUUCCAUACCUCCAAAAGCAUUGCAGAAUUCUUGCAGCUGGGUUAGUGCCUGUACUUACUGGGAUGAGGUCUCCCUGCCAGCAUCCACCGGGGAUCAUAAGGGGCUUUGGAAGGGACAAAGUCAAUUUCUCUGUCAAUGGGGUCACUUGUGGUGGUGAUAGGCAAAGGGCUACGAUUGUCCUACAAGAAGAAACUUCUCUUAAACGAGCUUUAAACAAAACGAGAGCCCUGAGAAGAUGAUCAAGAAAGGAAGAAAUUAGGGCUGCUUAGCUCUGAGAAUGUGAACAGCAUCUUAUAGAAUCAAAGCCUCAUAAAAUUGUCAGAAGGGACCCUCUUUCUCCCUCAAAGGGGAUGGCAAAGGGGGCCUGCCAUCCAUGCCCACGGAGAGGGUGGUCAGCAAUAUCCCAUUGCCCCAGUGAAUGCCCUUCCUGGAAUCAUAGGGUCGCAUCCUCAACCCGUCAAUUAAACCUACAUAAAUCUGCCCUCCUAUUUAUGUGAGAAGCAGGACAGAGAAUUCUAAGAUGGUGGCCAUCAACUACAGUCAUACCUCCGAAGUCGAACGGAAUCCAUUCUGGAAGUCCAUUCGACUUCCAAAACGUUUGGAAAUCAAACCUGCAGCCAACCGGAAUCCGCGGAACCCACCUCAGACAUUCGGGUUCCAAAGAAUGUUCGCAAACCAGAAUCCUCAUUUCCGGGUUUGUGGCAUUCAGGAGCCAAAAUGUUUGACUCACAAGGUGUUUGAUUUCUGAGGUAUGACUGUACUGGAUUUUUAUUUAUUUAUUGGUAAUUCCCUUAAAAAAAAAAAUUUAAAUCAUUAUUUUUUAAUUUUACGUCUGCUGCCCAGUUAAGAUAGGGGGAAACUUUUUCAGUCAAUUAAGAUACUUUAUUGUAAGAAUUUAUUUAUGGAUAGGUUUUGUUUUCACAAGGAAAAAAACAAGAACAUGACAAUAAUAAAUAAAUAAAUAAAUAAAUAAAUAAAUAAAUGAAACAAACAUUGCACCCCUGGUGUUUAUCACCCCUAUUAGGAUAAAUGAUAAUUAUGAGGCGGGAUGACUAGAGAGGAAUUGUGAGGAUUGUCAAAGCUCUGUUGCCCUCAACCUACCUUUGGCAUAAAUGUAAGCCACUGCAGAAUAGUGUAGACGCCUUCAAAAUCGUCUGGAACUGUUACGUGGGAAACGCCAUUAUUGUGCAUGAUCUGCACCCCUCCAAGCUGGUUGUUUGAAGUGUACACUUCACGGCCCAAGACCUGGUCCAAAAACACAACCCCAAUCCAAGAAGAACAUAAGAAGAACCCUACCGGAUCAGGCCAAUGGCGACCCAUUGGCCCCAGCCUCCUGCUCACGGGGGCCAACCAGAUACCUGUGGGAAGCCAGCAAGCAGGACCUGAGCUGUCCCUCCCCGCCUGCCCCACUGGCCAGCAACUGGCUUCCUCCAGGGGAAGCAGCAGGACAACAGGGAGUGUGGAGAAGCCCCGUGUGUCAUGAGAGGGAGAGAAUGACUUUUCUCUCUUCACUUUCCCCAGGCCAGGCAUAUUUCUGUAAACUUCCAUUGUGUCGCCUCUCACUCGCCAUCUCUCUAAACUAAAAGGUCCCAAAUGCUGCAACACGUGUAGGACUGUGAUGCAAAUCACUUAGGGAGAUGCAGUGACUUUCUUUUUACAUCCCCAAAAUAUUUCAUGGGCAGAGAGAGAAAUUGUUCCGUCGUUUCCCACACCGCAGCUGCAUGCAGCUGAGAUGGUCUGGGAGCGGGUGGCUCCUUGGCCGAGAGGCAGACAUGGCAAAAUGAGAGCCAUCCAGCUGAGAAGAUGAAGAGAGCUCCAGGGAGCUCUUUAGUGCUGCAUGAGAGCAAGCAAAAGGAAAUGGAGUGCCAAGAAGGAUCUGCGCAAUGGAACAUGGAGGAAGCUUAGGGAACGCCGCCUGCUCACUACCUUAUUCAGAGCUCCAGCUCCGGUCAGAAUGAUGUGGGAAUUGUCCACCUGGAUCACCCGCUGGCCCAGCCUCACCAGGUAAGCCCCGAUUCCGAUGGCACGGCAGGUCACCUGCAGGAGACAGAAAGAGCCCAGGGCUGCUUUGAGUCCCAGUCUGGGGGAAAGCAGGAUAUACAUACAUACAUACAUACGCACAUACAUACAUACCAUGCUGAUGGUGACAAUUUCAUCAUAGGCAAGAGAAGACUCCCCAGCGAUGGUGCCCGACGCUCUUAAGUUCUCCACGCCAAAGCCUUCUUCUUUGCCAAUGAUAUCGGUGAUGAUGUACCUGCAGGAGGCCAAGGUGGCUGAAAGAUGGAGCCAGGCAGGGCAGAACACCAAGAGUUCCUCCUCCCAGGAACGAGGGAAGCUGCCUGACAGUGAGGCAAAGCACUGGUCCAUCUAGCCUGGCACUUGGCUGCCUUUCCAUGACUAGUAGAGGCUCUCUGGGAUUGUAGACACGGUUGUUGUUUCCCUCUGUCUCACCUGGAAAUACCCUUGGGGGUUGAACACGGGACCUUCUGCAGGCAAGCCAAGACAGGGGGACACCAUUGACUCACCUCGAUUCGCCGGCUUCCUCCACGUGCUCACAGUGAACAGAGUUUGUGGAGCUGAUCCUGGUGUACUCCUGCGGGGUCAGGUACAGAUACUUGAAGCCCUUUGGAAAAAGAUGGUGGAGCAACAUCAGUUGGGGAAACUGGGGGCACCACUUUGAAAUCAGUGCGACAGAUGAGCCGGAGCACAAACCAGGUGAAAAAUGAGGCCACUGUGCUAGAUGCCCUUACAGAAAGCAAAGCACCAGUUGAGAGCAGAUAACUAUUUGCCCCGUAAUGCUUUGGAAGACCUCCCUGAAAACUUGCAAGGGGGGAGGGGAGCUUUUGAAAUGGACUGAAGUGCCAAGAAGUUCUUGCACCCCACUCCACUUCAGCACAACCUUAGACUUGAAACUGGCAGGGUUUUUAUUUGAAAUCAUGAGAUUUUAAAUUAUGCAUUAGGAAGGAAAUUUAUUAUGGCAUAAGCUUUUCUUUUCUUUUUUGCAGACUUGAACCCACAGUGUCAGCUGAACAUCCAAUGAAGUGGAUGCCAUGAUAAAUCUGUUAGGCUUUAAGGUGCCUUUCUUGCAAGAGACUAACAUGGUUGCCCCUCUGGAAGUCUCAUGGAUUAAGGGCAUGAUCCUGGGGAGGCUGUUGCAGUGCCUGAGGCAGAACAUAUUGAGGCUCAAAGCGAUCAAUGCCCUCCUCUUCCUCCUCCUCCUCUUCCUCCUCCUCCUCCAUGCAUUUGUCCAACCUCCUUUAAAGUCAUCCAGGUGGGUGGCCCUCAUUACCUCCUAUGCAAAAGAAUUCCAUCCUUUAACUAUG
This is a messenger RNA of Podarcis lilfordi (Lilford's wall lizard), 54155 nucleotides long. The record is from the annotation of a GenBank genome assembly. Lineage: Eukaryota; Metazoa; Chordata; Lepidosauria; Squamata; Lacertidae.